This is a messenger RNA of Pelobates cultripes (western spadefoot toad), 64070 nucleotides long. Lineage: Eukaryota; Metazoa; Chordata; Amphibia; Anura; Pelobatidae. The record is from the annotation of a GenBank genome assembly.
AUGGCGGUCUCGCUUCCGCUUCCGGUGCCUGCGGCGGAAGUGUCGUCAUCAGGAAAUAUGGAGGAAAGCAGGAGCGGGCCGCACUGCUUCUCCGGGACCGGAGCCUUGGCUGGCAGGAAGCGGACUAUCAGAACAUGGACCGGCCUUCUGGGACUCCUCAUACUGCUAGCCAGCGCCAGGCCCUCGGGGGCCACCACACACUGGGUGGUGACAGAGGACGGCAAGAUCCAGCAGCAGGUCAGAGAGGAGGGGGGACACAGACACCCAAACUGGACAGGGGGGGGAGAGAGACCCAAACUGGACAGGUAGGGGGUGGGGGGGGAGACAGACCCAAACUUUUACAGGUGACAGACCCAAACUGGAUACGGUGACAGAGAGGAUAUGGGUUGGACAGGGUGACAGAGGGAUAGGGAUGGACAGGGUGUCACAUUCAGACUGGGUAAGGGGACACAUAGAGGACUAGGGAUGGACACGGUGUCACAUUCAGACUAGAGAGGACCAGGGAUGGACAGGGUGUCACAUUCAGACUAGAGAGGACCAGGGAUGGACAGGGUGACACAUUUAGACUAGAGAGGACCAGGGAUGGCAGGGUGACAUUUAGACUAGAGAGGACCAGGGAUGGACAGGGUGACAUUUAGACUAGAGAGGACCAGGGAUGGACAGGGUGACACAUUUAGACUAGAGAGGACCAGGGAUGGACAGGGUGACACAUUUAGACUAGAGAGGACCAGGGAUGGACAGGGUGACACAUGUAGACUAGAGAGGACCUGGGAUAGACAGGGUGACACAUUCAGACUAGAGAGGACCAGGGAUAGACAGGGUGACACAUUCAGACUGGCGAAGGUGACAUAUAGAGGGCCAGAAUGGACAGGGUGACACAUUCAGACUUGAGAGGACCAUGGAUAGACAGGUUGACAUAUCCAGUCUGGAUAGGGUGACUAAGAGGGCCUGGGAUGAACAUGGUGAUAGAUCCGAGAUGAACAGGGUGAUAGAUUCAGACUGGAGAGCAUGACAGAGAUGGCCAGGGAUGUACAUGGUGACAGUUCGAGACUGGACAGGGUCCUGGGCAGAUUGACAGCUAGGACCAGGGCUGGACAGGAUGUCAGAGAGAACUAGGUCAGGACAGAGUUACAGAGAGUACAAGGACAGGAAGACAGAGAGGACCAGUGCUAGACAGGGUGACGGAUAGGACCAUGGCUGGAUAGGGUGACAGAGUGGAGCAGGGCAAGGUGAUAGAGAGGACCAGGUCAGGACAGGGUGAUAGCGAGAACCAGGGCUGGGAAGUUUGGUUUAGGGAACCAGGCCAAUGAGACAGAGCGGACCAAGGGCAGAGUAGAACAGAAUGAAGAAGAGGUGCAGGGAGGCUCUGAGAGAGUAGGAGACAAUGAUGCAGUCAAUGAUAUAGUCAGGUUACAUAGAGAGGGGGCAGAGGGGUAAAGUUAGGAUACAGAUAGAGAGAGGAGGCAAGUAAAUUGGAUCAGGAUAGAUUGAGAGAGAGGAAGAAGGUAGAUGAAGUCAGGGAUGACUGUUUCCUCUGUCUACAUAUUUUGCUGCUCAUUGGAGGUGAUCGGAGGCCAGCAAGCACCUGAUUAAAAUGUAUGAGGGCUAAACUAUUUUGUAUAUAUUCUAAACAGGAUCGAAUGAGAGGAGGCAGAUAGAUGAGGUCAGUGCACAGAGAAAGGAUGAGGUAGAUUAGAUGGUUGAAGUACAGAAAGAGAGAGGCAGGUAUGGAGGGUCGCAGAAAGAAGAUCAAUACAUAUGGUCAAGGAAGGAGGUGUUAAUAUCAGACGGGCUAGUAUACAUCUGAGGUAGGUUACCAUUGACUGCAUGUGGACAGGGUGGUGUUCAUUUGUGGAAGUCACUGUUUUCCCAGCAAUUGGCACCUGUAAGAUUUGUACCACCACAGUUUUGCACCCAUGGCAUGGCUAUGCCAUAACAUUAAUUGGAUUAAAAUGUAUAUCUAAUGUGAUACCUGUUGUUUGAAGACCAGAUCUGCUUUUCCUGCCAUAAGCCCACGAAUGGGGCACCCUGGUGCUUGUUAUAUAUGUAGACUGGCUGCAGCUCUAUAAUAUGUAAGUGGUUCCAAAUUACAUCUGUUUCAAGAUGUUGUGCCACUAAUUUCCCACCUUUUAUAGUAUUUUGAUAUGAUCCAGCGUUCCUCAAAUAAUUAAUUGAGGAGGGAACAUAUUACCUGAUUGAUUAUUUGGCACUUUGUGGUGUUUUGUAUACACCUAUUAGGUUAUAUGUGCACUGCACAUUUUAUUUAUUGCUAGUUCAUUGAGACUUUGGUCAGUCUAGCUGCCAAAUUUCAUUUUUUUUUUUCACCUAAAGCAACACGUUUGGAAAAUCUAUUCAACUGUGGCUGAAAUUCAUUAAAUCACAUUGAUGCAUUUUUAUAGGCAACGCUAAGAAUAGCUUAUAAUCAUUUUCAUUCUCGUAAAGCUCUUAUGAGAGAAAAACCUUUUAACCAUUAACCUGUGGAGUGAGCUGUUAUCACAGACAUGGCUUUAGCAACUCUGUGCUAUUAUGGAUCAUUGUGCUAUCUAGCGUAGGGGUGCCCAAAAGGUAGAAUUCUGACAUUCUUAACACUGCAAAGCAUCAUGGGAAUUUUAGUUCAACAGCAUCUGGGGAUCUAACCUUUGGACUGUCCUCAUUAAAUAUUAAAAUAAUUUUCCAGAACUCUUUAGACUACAUGAAUAGGACGCUCCAUGCGGAUAAAGAUGAUUAAAAACCAUUUUAUUUUCCUUGCUUCCAUUUUAUGUAAUACAUUGGUUCCUUCUGAAAUUAGAUCAGUGCGCUUUUGUAGGAAUUGCUUUAAAAACAAAACCAAGAACUUUGUAGUAGAGAUGAAAAUACCUUUUAAAUUAACACCGCAAGCACCAUAACUGCUACAGCACACUGUUGUGGUUAUAGUGCUUUGAGUGUUCCCAUAAAUACAUUACCAAUUUCCCAGUCAUUUGUCCUCCAGUGAAUUCACCCUAGCUACUGGUUAAGGUCUUUCAUCAGGGGGUUUAUUCACUAAGCAUCAUAUUGUAGUGAGUUGAACUUGAAUACCGAAGUAAAAUAUUACUAAACUGUGACUAUAUGUGAGUUGAAUAAUUUUUUCACGCCAGCUAUUUUUAACUCAAAUGUCUAUAAUUUCGCACUCUUUUGUCCCCGACCACAAGUAUCUAUCUGUGUAUGCGUGUGUUUGCCACUUUAAAGUCUUAUUUUGUGUUUUGUUUUGUUUUUUUAUUAUAAUAUUAUUUUCUAUUUUAUAGUAUUUUCCAAAUGAUCGGUCUCCUUUAUCUCCUUUUUUUUUUUUUCAAUCUUAUUUAAUUUUAAUGCAGCAGCGGGUGUGUUUGAACUCUAUCUAGCUGCUCUGUCUGUACAUCUAGAGGAAGAAAUGCAGUGUCCUCUUUAUACAGUGCUGUUGUAAAGGUGGAAUUUGCAAACCAGUCCUGUUUCACUACCAGCAGUCCCUUUAUUAUUCAGUUAUAAAAUCUGGACUGUUUGUAGCUCUCGGUACAUUUUUAAUGAACCUGCUGUAGGCCAUUAUCUAGAUGUGUAUUUUGUACUGGUGUUUAUCUUGAAGUGUAUUUUGUACUGGUGUUUAUCUUGAGCUAUCAGUUGUUCAAUGAUAAUUACUGUCCUAUUGAACAAUUCUGGGGAUAUGGAGGAUUCGUAUAGAAAUUAUAUGCAUUUUCCAAUCUACUCAGGCACUAACAUGACGCUAUGGACCACCCACUAGAGCCCUUCUUCUUCCUACGUGAACAUGGGUGAGCUAAUAGUGGCUCAUUGUAAUGUAGUGACACACCUGUGCCAGGAAUCACGACCAAUUAGUAGAUCCCACAAGCCAUUUAAACAACGCUUCUGUAAAGGAAUGAUACUUUAGUAAAUACGCCAUUAAAUAGUUUGAGGGUUAUGUUAUUUUUUCUUCAAAUCAAUUCGGCAAUAAAGACAUGUUAAGUGAACCAUUGGCACAUUCGUUUAACUUCUUCUCUUUUGAAUCCCAGAAACAUUGAUUAGUUUGUUCAGAAUAAAUUUUUGAUUUGACUUCUUCACUCCUACCGUUACCUUUUGUGUCACUCUACCCCACUCCCUCUAGCAUGUAAGCUCAUUGGGCAGGGCCCUCAACCCCUCUAUUCCUGUGCGUCAAAUUUGUCUUGUUACAAAUACAUGUUUGUUAGUCCACCCAUUGUAAAGCGCAGCAGAGUUUGAUGGUGCUAUAUAAAAAUAAUUUCAAACCUGCUAAAUUUUCUUUCCUUGUCUUUCGUCUUCUAAUUUGUCUUGUUACAAUAACAUGUUUGUUAGUCCACCCAUUGUAAAGCGCAGCAGAGUUUGAUGGUGCUAUAUAAAAAUAAUUUCAAACCUGCUAAAUUUUCUUUCCUUGUCUUUCGUCUUCUAAAGUUCAUUAACCCCUUAAGGACAACAUUUUUGUAAUAAAAGGGAAUCAUGACAUGUCACACAUGUCAUGUGUCCUUAAGGGGUUAAAGGGACAGUCCACUGUCCAAAAGGCAAAACAAAACACUGUUUUAUAGUUAUUCCCAAAUGAAAACAUGUAUGCAUUUAAGAAUGUUUUUUUAAUUUGGGGUGUGUAUGUAUGUAUGUAUGUAUGUGUGUAUAUAUACAUAACCAUUUGUAAAAGCUGUAGAACUUGUGUCUGUGGCCUUUGCAAGCUCUUCCCUUCUAACCCUUGCCCAGACCUUCUGUGUCUGUCCAAUCACAGAUUUCCGAUGCUACUCUAUGAGAAGUCUUUGCAAGGCAGGUGCCACUGAGCUAAACAACCAGGAAUUAACAGGACCAGUUGUCUAACAGCCAGGGGGUGGUAACCAGGUUAAUUUAUAAAAAUACCAAUUUCUAUUGAAAUCUGCACUUUUUGUAAAAUGAAAGUAAGAGUUUCACUUUUCACACAUAAAGCUGAAGUGCAUUAGGGGUCUGGUGUGUCCCUUUAAACUAUCUAUCCACAAAGUACAGUUGUUAUAAUACCAAGACCUAGUUUCCCUGUAAAGGGGGCAAACAGUUUUUUUACAAAGGGUUUGAACUUUUACCAGGGUCCCUGGUGGCUAGUAACAAUAUGAAUUUGAUCCCGCCGACCAUCCAUUAGCUGAGAGCGUCAGCUGACCGCUCUUGGCUAAUGAAUGCAAUAAUGUGUAUAAAAUAUGCACAGAAUUGACAUUAGUGAGCCCGGAACUCUUCCAAGCUGGCUAAUGACACCCCUAUGGUGCUGCUGGAUAUAGUUUCACUUCUGGAAGCAAAUAGGUUAAACUCUGUAUAUGCAGUGCUUCAAAGCUUAGCACGGCACAUACAGAUUCCAGGCACCAUCAUGACGACUGCAAAUCACUUUUUUUUUUUUUUUUAAUAUGUGAACACAAGUAAUAUCUCAGUAAAGGAGAAGACCAUGUUACAAUACUAAAAUAAACUGUCUAGAGGAAAUAUACCGUAAAUCACACAGAACAGUAUUUUCUGGAUGAGAACUGAUUAAAGGCCUACAAUCCUUAUUUAUUUAUUUUUAAUUUAUUUUUUUGGAGAAUACAAAUUACGUUUUCUAAAAAUGUAUUUGUUUGUUACUGCCACAUAUGCAGACAGAAUAUUUCAGGAAUCCAGAGUCCAGUGCUGUAUCACAUUCACAUCUAUCUGUUAGCUUUUCCUGUUUUUGCUAAAUAAGCAUUUCUUUGUAUUUCUUUGCGAUCUUACUUGUGACAGAUAAUGCAGCGACUGGCUAUCCGAGAGAAGGGCCCGGUCUGAAUAGCGUCUCGCGUGGUGCUAUAAUUCUGAGAGCUCACCUUAGACUAGUCAAUUCUGUCUUUGGCAAGUUGUGUUUGGUUUGUUUUAGUUAUUUUUCUUCUAGCAAUUAGAUUAGACCAUGUCGAAAGAAUAGAGGCAGUUUUAAGACCAAUGUAAUUUUCUAUAGACUUUAUAUACCUUUUUUUUAAAUUUUAUUGCAUUCAUUUCUGGUGAAGUGUUAUUGGUUACCGCCUCUUAUUGCAAGGUGUGGAAAUAUAAUUACAUUUAUAAUAGCUGUCUUUCGUUUUAAAUGUGUGUGUGUGUGUUCAAAUUAUAGGCCAUUAAAGCCAAUCUAAAAACAUGGCUCACUUGAAUAUUUCCAGGUCAUCUAUUUUGGAAAUAAAUUAAAAAUUCAUUUUGAAUAUCUGAUGGUUGAGACAAUGGUGAAUAGCCCACUAAACUGUAUCAAUAAGUAAUCUAAACAUUUAGGACGAAUUUGGGAAACACACCCUAUACACCUUUUAUUAUUUUUUUGCUCUGAAUAGGGCUUUUAUUAUUUAUUCCUUUUUAAAAACAUUUUUUUUUUAUGUUAUAGACAUUGAUGUAUGAACUUGUGAAACUCACUGGUACCAUGCAUGUGAAGUAUUUAAAGUGCCACCCAUCAAAGGACAAGGCUAUAAAUACUUCAUUAAAAAGCAACUAAAUAAAAUAGCACUGAGCAGAUUUAAAACAAAUUUAACAAGAUAAAAUAGACUAGUUUGUUUUGUUGUGCUAAUAUAAAGUUAUGAAAUGUAGCACUACAAAGCCGAAGAAAUAUAUAACAUGGAAAAAUAACAUUCAGGGUAAUGUAAGUAAGUAAGUAAAAAGCUCUGAUUUGUUAGGAUAUCAAUAGAAGAAGGAGGUACCAGGCACUUCAAUAUCUUCAAAUACAGUUAUUGGAACAAGUUAGGCGCUGCGGUGUCUCACUUGUUCCAAUAAACAUAUUUGAAAAUAUUGGAGUGCCUUGGUCCUCUUUCUACUAUUGGUAUCUACUCCUCUGGACUGGUGCUGGCCCUUGGUCCAGUUUUAGCACCCUUUUCUUCACGUGAUUGGAGUGCAGUGUCACAUACCUGUGCAUAGUUGCAUCAUGAAAAAAAACUUUAUUGUUCCAAGUAAAAACAAAUAGGUAUAAUAUGCAUGUUAAUUUCAAACUGGGCAUACCUUGUGCUUCUCAUACGAAGAAGCAUUUAGUCAGUCAGGACUUCCUUAAUACGUUAAAGGAGUCUCAAACUUGAUUGUCCAAUGUCUUGUUAGAAUUAAAACUGUGUUGUGUAUUCUGUGUAUCCCAGGUUGACUCCCCUAUGAAUUUGAAGCACCCUCACGAUUUAGUGAUCUUGAUGCGACAAGAGACCACUGUUGGCUACCUCAGAGAGUUAGAGGUAAAAUCCUGUUGUGUAAUUCUGUCUGUCCAUUCGGAAUCACUUCUAAUUGUCUGGCCAUCCUUCAGCAGAUCAUGCUCUUAGUGAAAACAUUAAUCAUCCGUGUUUGUUUUUUUUGUUUUUUUUUCCUGUGAUUCUCUAAUUGUACAGAAACACUUGGUUGCUCAGAAGAUACACAUUGAGGAGAAUGAAGACCGCGACACAGGCCUUGAGCAGAGACACUACAAAGAUGACCCAGACUGUAUAAAAGCCAAAGUGCCUUUGGGAGACCUGGAUUUAUACGAUGGAACAUACAUAUCAUUGGAAAGCAAGAAUGUCAGGUAUUGUAUUAAUCACUUCCAGGUUCAGUGUUUUUACAGACUAAGUAAAAGUUUUACAUAUUUGUUAUUUACAUUUCUUGUUAUUUCAAAUAUUUUUUUUCUGUUACCAGAUGAUGAUGUACAUAGUUUAUUUUAUUGUAUUUGGUUAUGUUGGAGCUUGGCCCAGAGGACUGUUGGAAACUUGAUGUCACUGAGUUAGCAGCGAGGUUCUGCCAAGUUGCUGAGCCACAAAAAAUUUAACCGAAUACUGAUCGCCAUGGUAACUAAUUCUGAGCCGAUGUAUUUAUUAGAUCGGACACAAUCUUAACUAAUUUAAGUUGGUUUCCACAAUGUUUGCCUCACUUUAAGGUAUUUGUCUCCAACUGUUUAUUACUAUUAUCAAUAAUCUCUAUGGUAAGGAAAUUAGAAUAUUGUAGUUUUUUUUUGUAGAUUACAAAGUAUUGAAUUUGAAAACUCAACACUUCUUUCAGAGCAAGUGAAAUAUAUAUUUAUUGUUCUGUGUUUGUUUUUCAGCCCUGAAGAUUACGUGGACAUGCACAGUCCCUUACCUUCCAACCUGAUGCAGCCAGACUGUACGAAUAUCAUAGAGCUUCCAUUCAGCAUUCAUGCCUUCCAACACCUUCGGGUAGGGCUCGUUUUCCAUGGAUCUUUAGCCUGAUUACUAACUAUGGUGCUAAAAGGAACACUCCAGGCACCCAGACCACUUCUGCCCAUUGGAGUGGUCUGGGUGCCAACUCCCACUACCCUUAACCCUGCAACUGUAAAUAUUGCAGUUUUCAUAAACUGCAAUAUUUACCUUGAAGGGUUAACUCCUCCUCUAGUGGCUGUCUACUAGAAAGAAUAGACAGCCACUAGAGGUCACUUCCGGGUGUAUAGCACAGAUGUUUCUGUGCUAUAGCAUCGCUGGACGUCCUCAUGCUAUGUGAGGACCUCCAGCAUCGCUGAAAUCCCCAUAGGAAAGCAUUGAAAGCGUUUUCAAUGCUUUCUUAUAGGGAGGUUUAAUGUGCGUGCACGGCAUUGCCGCGCAUGCACUUUAGGUCUCCCCCUUCACCGGCCGCGCAUCUGCAAUAGGUCUCCCCCACCGAGGGAGGAGUGUGGGCACACCCUGAACCAGCGCUGAGGGACAUCGGCGCUGGAUACAGGUAAGUCGCUGAAGGGGUUUUAACCCCUUCAGUAACUUGGGAUGGGGGAUGGGAAGGAGAGGGGACCUGCAGUGAAUCCCUUUAAAGGAACGCUAUAGUGUUGGGGAAAACAAACAUGUAUUCAUAACAUUAUAGUGGUGGAUUAAAUAUUUUGGUGUCUGGCCUCCCUCAGAGUGGAGUUAAAAGGUAGUUUACUUAUCUUUUCUACAUCUGUACACAAGUCUCGCCGCAGCUGGCCCCACCUCCAUGUAAGAGCUCAUCAGUCUUGAUGAUCUCAGCGCCAAUCCAAAGCUUUCCCACAGGAAAGCAUUGGAAGGCUAUUACACAUGCGUGGUUAAAAGCCACACUGCGCCAAUCAGCAUCUCCUCAUAGAGUUGUGUUGAAUCAAGAACGUUCUGAAAUAGGAAGCACGGUAAGUUGCCGGCUGAGUGACUGCCACUAGAGGUAUUACUUGACACCAAUGUAAACACUAAGUAAAGCUAGUGAAAGCCUGGAUGGUACAGUAUAUAAUACCUUCCUGGGAGAAACAGGGUAGGGAGAGGAGCCAGAAUAAAUAGGAUGGGGGUGGAUCCGAGCGCCAGACAUGAACCGACGCAUCACCUCUGAGCUCCGAAGAAACGACGGCAAAAGGGCAUUAAAACAAGGCCCUAAGACACCUGCAGAGGCACGUUACUAGCCCCCGGGCCUAUCCCAGUAAGCGAGCUACAGGCUGAUUCUUUUUUUUUUUAUCCGCAAACGGGCAGAAAGACCCGACGAAAAACCGGGGCCUACACCGCCUACCAAGCCACGAGGCUAGAGCAGGAACUCACAGCCCUGAGAACACACCAGGACGCCUACCUGCAGACUGGUACAGCCGUACCUGACGAAUACAGCAUGGGCCAAAAAUCACAGAACACUGGGAGGAUCAUGCAGGACGUAGGAGACCUGCUGCAAAGGCCGAUGGCGGCCUCACCGGACCGCACAACUGCAUCCCAAGAUGGAGAGCAAUCCGGAGCUGAACAGGCACAAUCAGUCGCUCACCCAACGAAGGAGCCGUAAACUAACAGGACUAACCUCACAACGGCCACCAAACAAGACAUAGCCAACCUGUUAAAAGAGAUGAGAGAAAUGCAUGCAGCAGAUAUGGACCUGCUAAAGACCAAAAUGCAGGCAGUAACUGCACGCACUCAAGCCACAGAAGAAGACAUCCUAGACCUGAAACGAGGUAAAGGGGCUAAAAGAGCAAGUAAUACUAAUGCAGACAUCCCAGACCAACCUCGCUAUGAGAAUGGACGUAGCAGAGGACCCCAACAGACGCAUUAACUUAAAAUUAAGGGAGAUAAGGGAUAGCGUUGACUCCACAGAACUACCCCACUACCUCAGGCGCCUCACAGCCACGCUCCUACCGCACGCCCAAGCCAAAAAAUUCACAUUAGACGGCUUCUUUAGGAUCAGAAAAGCAAGACAAGCCACAGCUCCACAAGAUGUCACUCAGUGGCGGAUAAAAUCAAUUUCCUCACAGCUGUUAGGGGAAAGGCACCGCUUGCUUUCGAGUCAUCCCACAUUACCUUCUAUCAGGACUUGACUUAAGAAACACGCUGUUAUGGCGCAGGUCCCUGGCACAAGUGACGAGCAGUCUGCGCGAAGCUAAAAUUGAUUACAAAUGGACUCUCCCAAGGACUCUGACCCCAUCCAACAACGGUACCACAUACAAUCUCUCCUCAUUACAGGAGGCAGAACAGUUCCUGCGCGCACUGGGGAUUCGCACCAGACCCGCAGAACAAGAAACUCCCACGACAUCGCACACCUGGGACCCUGAGAGGACGACCCCAUUUAUCCCAAGGGAACACAGAGAACCGGGGAGAACUGACCUGAACUGUAAAAUUGUAGCCAGCAAGCAUACAAUGCAUUAACCUAUUACUGCGUUCUUUUAUUAUACCUUUGUUUUACUGUUUAUUUUUCAUAUAAUACUGUUACACACGCACCCUACACGGCUAACUCACGCUACACCAUAACAGCUGCGAGACUCACUCUGACACAUAGAAUACCAUAAGCUCCAGGGAGAGUACACCUUCUCCCACCCCCCCCGCAACUCCCUCAGUAAGGAGUCAAAUCCCAACCCACUGGAUGACCGCAGAGGUACCAAUGGGCUCAAUGAGCGACAACCACCUACCCACAAUGAAACUGACACACGCAGACACAGUACCCAAUCGAAGACAUAAAAUUCACUAAGGACAGCCAUUCACGCACGAAAUCAACCCCAAACUCGCAAACCGCUAUCUCUAGACUGACCCUCGGGUUAUUCACCCCCACACUAAUACAAUCCCGUCACUCGAAGGGGAAUGACACACACCUCAAAUUCACUCCAAUGUUGCCUUAGCUUAACACCAGUUGACUCAUAAAUUAAAAAUGUGUAGAACUAACUGACAUCACAAGUUGGAAUUGACAGUCUGAAGUAUGCCUAAACUGUGUUGUGAUGACACGAAAUACCCAAAACCCGGAAGGCUGUUGUGGCCAUACGUGCUGUAUUGUAACUAACCUUGCACGAAAAAAUAAAGAAUUGCAAAAAAAGAAUAAAUAGGAUAUGCAGAUAAAUUGCAAUACAGAGGAGAAGACGACAAAUAAAAUGCAAUGAGCAAAAUCUAAAAAAAAUGAAUAGAUAAACCAAAUCUCCCACUACAACUGGUAAAAUGUAUGAAGUCCCCACCCGAGGCUAAAGAAAUAUGGAUAAAAUAGCAAAGAACUCUGCUAUUGAAGCAACCAGGAAAAGGAUAGGUGGUGUAAUCGAAUACUGACAGUUUAGAAAGAAAAAAAGGGGAAUGUCCACUAAAUGUCUGUAUGUUCAAAGUGCAAUAGUGUUUUAACAAAUCAUAAAAAUUACUGAAUAGUAAGAAAAAAGGAUUGGCAGUAGUUAGCCACAGUAUUAAAAUGUCCAAAGAUCUCUACUCUGUGAGAGAGUCAAUUAAUUACUGUCUCUGUGUUAGAACAAUGUAUCCGCCUGAUAACAUUUUAGCGAAGUUAUCCCUACUGUGGUGAAAACUCUGGGGACUUCCUAAAUAAGCUUAAUUAUUAUAUUAUUAGGCUACAGUCCAAUAUGUACCAUAAGCACUAAUACAGCUUGACAGGUCUUUAUGUUUUGAGAUGUUUGUAUAUUCCAGAUAAUGAUUUUAGUGUCAGGAUCCCACGGUGGGUUAUAUCUAAAAUAAGAAUAGCAGAGACAUGGUGCUCUCUGUAAAAACUUGUUUAAAGUAAAGAAGCUAAAACACACUUUCAUAAGAUACAGGUAUGGUUAGCACAUUGCCUAGUGGAAAAUCAGUAUCAGUCUGUAGGUCCCUUAGUUGCUCUUUCCUUUUUGCCGGCUCUGGGUGAGAGUGGGGGAUCUGAAUACUUUUGCCUUUGUCAGUGAAGUGUGAGGUAUAGCUGCCAUACGCACGUUUUGUAAUUGCUUGUAUCACUUCAUCUAUAUAGCAAAAUCACUGAAGUGGUCAUGGUGCUUGCAGUAACCCUUUAAAUUGAAUAAUACAGAGAGAAGAGUAGCAAUGCAGAAAUCACAAUUAAGCAGAGAAAUAAGAAAGAGAAUUGAAUAAUACAGAGCGAAGAAAUGGCAAAUGCAACUGAACUGCACUAAUUAUGCUUUCCCUACACUGCAAAAUGCUAAAAUAUCUGAUUGAGAGAGAGACAAGUAUAGCUUAAACAAAUAGCUGGUCAAACUAGUGUUCUACAAAUUGAUAAUGGACUAACCCAAAAAUUCUAUUAGGAUCAGCAAAAACUAUAGUCCCGAUGAUCAUUUCGCUCAUCAAGGAUUAGGGCUCUUGUUUUUGCUGGUCCUAAUAUAAUUUUUCCAUUAGGUGUUCCAACACGUAUUUUUGUAACCAAUGCUUUUCUUAUACGCUAGUUCUAAUUUAUUUAUUUAUUUAUUUAUUUUUUUGUGGCCAUAUACAUUCACCACGUGGACCUGGGCAUUAGAUAUAAAGAAUGGCAUCUAAAUGGCUAUUUGAAGCAUUUAUCCCAUCCAGGCAGUAGAUUUACAAACCUCUAAAUUAGAGUACUCCUCUAAAGACACUAAACUGGAAAUUGUAGGAGCCAAGCUGUUAAAAUGCAGACAUUCCGCUGUCAGAAUUUCGCUUUUGGUGGUCAGCUAUGCCUGUCAAAAGUCUAUAUCUAAGCUCCCAAUGUUGUUUCGGUAACAUUUGACUUUCAUUUGAAAUUUUGACCUUGAUAUUAAAAAAUUCCUACCAGAUCUCCAACCCAAUUGCAUUUUAAAAGGCUGCUCAAAAUCAGCAGACAUUUUUUCCUAAUAUCUCUUCUAUUGAGCAAUAUUUUGCUUGUUUGUCUCUAGGGCAUCCAGGAGAGGUUGAACCUCUCAGCUCCUCUGUUGCCAAAAGAGGAUCCUAUCUUCAAUUCGCUGCCCCGGCAGUUAGGAAGGACUGUUGAAGAGAUCGGUCAUAGAAUAUUAGAUGCCCUCCUCAAGGUACCGUAAAUUGCAUGAUAUGUUUUUAAUUUGUCUCGGAAACUCAGGAAAAUUUUAACUUCUGUAGCCAAAAAUCAGUUUCUAGCAUUCUUUAAACUCCUGUUAUGCCAAGAGAUUGUAGGACAAAACCGUUUUUUUAGUUUUAUGUACAGGUUUCCGGUGUACAGCAACAGAGAUUGUUCUGUUUAAGCCCUAUAUAACUCCAUAGAAGGUUAGGUUUACCCAACUUACAAAGCUGGCUAAUAUUUGUUUAUUUUUGUUUGUGAUCGCUCUCUUUAUCAGAGUUGGCACUCCUCAGGUGGGAGUAGGGAACUUCUAUGUAAACUUUUCAUGUCGUCAAGGGUCUUCGCCACUAUUUAAAAACAUUUUAUGAAUCACAGAAUCUCUUGUUUUUUUUAGUAUUUAUUUAUAGAAUUUUAUAUUUUGUACAUUUUUAUCUCUAUAAGCAAAUGCUAAUUGUACAGUGACUUAUCAUAGUACAGUAUUUAUUUUUAUAAAUUUUGUGUUGGUUGAUUCAAGGUGGGCCUUGAUUUAAUAUUUUUUAAUAUGUUUGUAAAAUUAAUUAUUAAAAAUCAAAUAAUUUUUUUUAAUUAAAAAUAAAAUCAUAUAUAAAAGAAAAUAUCAAACGUUUACAAAAUGUAAACACAUUUUUUUUUAUGUAUGAGUUUAUUUUUAAUAUAUUUAUAUUUUUGCAAAAAAAAUUUUUAAAACCAUUAUCAAAAAUUAUGAAACCAGGGCCAUGCUUGAAUAAUUUCAGUUUUACUCUGUUGUUGCAGAAUAACACUUCCUGGGUCCUCUAUAACAUGGCAUCUUUCUACUGGAGGAUAAAAAAUGAGCCGUAUCAUGUGGUGGAAUGUGCGAUGAGAGCACUGCACUUCUCUUCCAGGUAAGAAAAUCUUCCAUUUAGUAGAUGUGAAUCUCUAAAGAUGAACAGUCAUCUAUGAAGUUAUAUCAAAAUCCAGUAGGUAGUUAAACAUAUUGGACUAUGGACUGUACUAUGUAAAUUUAAUUUAUCGAGAAAUACAAUAUAUCAUAUAUGAAGCUAUCAGUCAAAGUAAAUAACUUUAAUCCCAUUAUGUCAUGUGUGGUCCUAUGCGAAUACAUAGACAAAUAAGGCUUUAUGGAAACCUUUUCCUGUGCCCAUACAGCUAAUCAGACGUUCUUGCAGUUUUUCUUGGAAGGAUGAUGGCACAGUGCUCGUAAUUCAUGAAUUCAAAGUGAAAUUCAAAUUUUAUGCCAAAAUGGGCAGAUUGGGAAUAAAACAUUGUCAGGUCUGCUCUUUUUGCAGUUUGCCUGUUUUUUCUCUAAAAUUUGAUAUUCACUUUGAAUUUUCAACAAUUAAUGCUUAAAUGGACAAUAUAGUCACCAGAACAACUACAGCUUGUCCCUGCAGGCUUUUUAAUGUAAACACCAUCUUUUCAGAGAAACUGCAGUUUUUACAUUACUGCCAAGUAACACAUCUAAUGGCAGUCACUUAGAAGGCCACUAGAGAUGCUUCCUGGGUCAGUGCUGCACAGUGAGAAUAUGUUGAUUGGCGCAGCAUUUUGCUGUCUAUGCGCAAUAGCCUCCCAUUGCUUUCCUAUGUGAUUGGUUUAGAUUAUCAACUUUGAUGAUCCCAGCGGGGGCGGCACUGAAAAAAGGUGAAUAAAUCACCUUUUUAACAGGGCACAAGGGCAGUGAUCACCUAAACUGCUAUUUAGACUUAUAGUGUCAGGGAUACAUGUUUGUAUUCCUGACCGUAUAGUGUUCCUUUAAAGGGACAUUCCGUACCCCUAAAGCACUUUAGCAUACUAAUAUGCUUUAUUUGUGAAGAGUGUUGUAACGGACCGUUUCUCUCACAAGAGGAUAAAAACCGUUUAGGCGAUAAUCCUCUUUCCCGUAGACCAGCAGCUACUGCAAGCACCAAACUCCCGAACUGCAAACUGUACGAAUUCACCAACUCCCGAACUGGAAACACACGAACACUGGAAUCAGCCGUACAGGAAAAGCAUACAAUCCGCUUACACUCCAAUUCCCCCCAAAAACGAGACGACACAUCGGUUUGAGGGUCAAGCAGAAUCUCCCUGUACUGUCACAUACAGUCUCUUUUAUUCCCAAUCCACAAACAUAGUACAGCCCACAGGGCGUUACAAAACAACCAAUCAAUCCGUACAAUACACCCAGACACUCCCACACAAAAUCCUCCCCUCUGCAGUGAUAUGAUUACUGAACACAAUGGGUAAUCUCAUUAUCACCGGCAGAGGAAUACAGUUUUACACAAUAUUUAUAACUUCUAAAAUAUACAUGUCACAAACAUAAAACAUACAUUUUCAUAAUCAAUCCAUUCAGGGGAACAACAUAUUAAAAAAUGGCACGAAUCAGACCAGGGGUUCAAAAGUUAAGGGAAAGUCCUUUGUGACUAAAUGAAGCAUGGCUUUCUGGCCCAAACCAGUUUCAGAGUCUUCUAUCCUGGAGAGUAAUUCAAUUAUCUCCCAGGACAGACACAAGACUCCAUUAAGCACAUGGUUGCAAAAAGACACAAAACACUUUAAAAUACAUAAAGUCACAUUUACACAUAACACACAGACAUUUCACAUAUCCCCAGAUAGCUGGGAUCUGAGUGCACAUUAUUAGAUGAAUGGCACUCAGAUCACACAAAUAAGCCUUUCUGCAGGGGAAAUAAACGGUUUAACCUGCAGGGCCAUAGUCCAAAGGGAGCAGGCGAGCAACCAGGCUUCUCCAGUUCACAGUGGUGAGGUUGGUUUCGCCACAAGUGUGUCCUUUUAUUUCAUGUUACAAACAGUGUAGAUUUAAAUAGAAAUCACUUUUAUAAACAAACCUUAUUACCCCCUCCCCUGUCUUUCAUUCAGACAUGUCCUUUUACCUCCUGAUUUUUUAGCUCAGUGGAGCUAAACUCAAGAGGCAGCAAUGGAAAUAUUGUGAAUUUACAGACACAGAAAGUCUGGGAUGGGGAAAAGGGGGAAUACUUGCAAAGGCUGCAGACAAGAGGUCCAAUGAUUUUGCAAGCUGUUUUUAUUUUAUACCCAAUGAAAAAAAUGUCUAAGUGCAUGCAUGUUUUUAUUGUGGGUAUAUCUACUACACAAUAUCUUUUUUUUAUUUUAUUUUUUUAUUGAGGCAGUGGAGUGUCCCUUUAAAGGAAUGUUCCAUUGUACUGAUUAAGAAAAGAUCUCAUUGGCUUAACCGUUUCUUUAAAGAUUCAUAACCAGUUAAAUGAACACGAAGUGUCUGGGCAACACCUGUGCGCUAGACAUUUAUGUGCCUUCCUCUCACUGCACGUUGGUCACACUGUUGUUUUUUUUUAUCCCUUGCAGACAGAACAAGGAUAUUGCUCUGGUGAAUAUGGCAAAUGUUUUACACCGAGCCCAUUUCUCAGCCGAUGCUGCUAUUCUGGUCCACGCCGCAUUAGACGUGUCCACUGACAUUCUGACCAGUCACUACACGUUGGGAAACAUAUAUGCAGUGAGUAGCACGGCCAUUAUUGGUGGGCAUUGGAUUAAUGUUUUAAUUCUGUAAUGAGGCACCUAUUGCUGCUCAUCCACUGACAUUUAAAAACUGAUUUAUUUUUUUUUUUCUUUGCUGAAUAAGCACUUGUAACUAUUAGUGAGCUCUGUCUUUUUAGACAUUAGCAAUGUUAGUGUUUUUUUUUUUAUUUUAUAUAUAUAUAUAUAUAUAUAUAUAUAUAUAUAUAUAUAUUUAUAUUUCAGGGGAAAAUUUCUACUAGCCCCUGGUGAGUGCAGUGGCCAAUGACUUUUCUGACCUUGCUAUUAGCAUAGGACUUGACAUUUUGAGCUUUAUGUAUGUUUAUGUAGAGCCCUAUAUGUAAUGAAAAUAAAAACCCCAAUUGCUGUUAAAAAUGUUAGAUCACAGAUGUCCUCAAAAGCCUUCCCAUGAAGUUAAUCUAUUGGUGAAUAAUGAAAUAUGAAGCACUUUGGUAGUCCGUUCUUGUGUUGUGAUUUAGAAGUGCAUUUACCUUGCUUUAGAGAUGGGGAUUCCCUCUUUCAGGGUCUGCAAUGCAGUAUGUAUGUUAUGCCAUGGCCCUUAUUGGUGUUGUUUGGAGUGUGCCUUAAUUCAUGUCUGUCCUAGAUGCUGGGAGAAUACAAUCACUCUGUGUUGUGCUACGAUCGAGCUCUGCAAGCAAAACACGGCUUUGAUCAGGCAAUCAAAAGAAAGCAUGCUGUACUGUGCCAGCAGAGACUGGAGCAAAAACUAGAGGCGCAGCACAGGUGAGCACAGGGACUGGGUGAAGUGAGAUUAAGCUGCGGAACACAAAUUGGGGGAAGAUUUAUCAUAGCGUCACAGACCAUUUUGUGCCUUUUUAGGGGAUUUUGGAGCAAUUUAUUAAAUCUAUAGUUUUUUUUUUUUUUUUUUGUCUACUUUUAUCAUCGGAACCUUAAUUCUUGAACAUAAGUCUUUUUUUUUUUUUUUCUUCAAGGGACACAACUGAUUCAUCAAAAUUUCAGCAAGAAAAGCGCUCUGUCUCGUACUUUUUAAUCUGUUACUCUAAAUUUGGCUUUAUUUCCUAAAAUUAUAGUAAAAAAAAUGGUGGAAUUCUGGCAAAGAAAGUCCAACAGUUUAUAGAACAAUUUAAAGGGAUACUGUAGUGCCAGAAAUACAAAGAUGUAUUCCUGGCACUAUCACUCCCCCUGCCUCCAACCCCUUCCUCGCGCCUCCCCUUCCCCAGUAAAUAAAGGGUUUAAAACCCUUUAUUUACUUACCUUUUCCCAGCGCCAAUGACCCUUCGCGGUGGGUCCUGGCUCCGUCCCCUCUGAUAGCCUGCGACCAGCGGGCUCUAACGCGCAUGCGUGGCAAAUGCUGCAUUUGCAUUAGACCUCCCUGUAGAAAAGCAUUAAAUCAGUGCUUUCCUAUUGGGAAAAUGUGAAUAUGGGAAAAUGGAGGUCCUCAUGCAAAGCGUGAGGACGUCCAGUAUCAGAUACCGGACCAAAGGUCCAUUUCAAUUCAGGAAGCUCUCUAGUGACUGUCUGGUAAACAGCCACUGAGGGCAGACUUGGAGCUGCAAUGUAACAUUGUAGCAUUAAGUGCAAAAUGGACAGUGCACCCAGACCACUUCAGCUAGCUGAAGUGGUCUGCGUGCCUGCAGUGUCCUUUUAAUAAUAUGAGCAUAUUGGUGACCAAAAAUAAAAUGUCCAUUAAUAAAUUCCUCCCAUUGACAGAGGUGCUUUUAUCUGUUAUGUUUUAUAUUUUGUAAUACCUAAUUGCUUUCUAAUAAACAUGUGGGGGCUGUUCUAAUAUCAUUUACACCACAACUUAAAAAAAAAAAUAAUAAUCCUUGUGCCCUUUCUUCAUAGCAAAUCUCUGUAUCACAUAAGUUUUCAGAACCCUUUAGCUCAUGACUUUGUCACUUAGACAACUUUCUGCAUUAGAAGCUUAAGAACUUAUCCUUAUAUAGACAUAAUUUUUCUACUGUGUUUAUUUGUAGAUAGUCUAACAUUAAUUUCCAGUGUGAUCCUUAGACAUUGCCCAAGAAGUCCUGCAUGUUCCUACUUCUCCCCAAGCAUCCUCUCUGAUCUCUACCAAAAGUCUUUUUUCAUCCAGGACAGACCAGAGACAAUGCUAAUUGGGGUAUUUGUCUCUUGUGUACAUCUUUUAAGAUCACUCCAGAGGACUCUAAAUGAACUGAAAGAAUACCAGAAGCAACAUGACCAUUACCUGCGGCAGCAGGAGAUCCUGGAGAAACACAAGCUGAUCCAGGAAGAACAGAUUCUGCGCAACAUCAUUCACGAGACUCAAAUGGCCAAAGAGGCCCAGCUGGGUAAUUUUUUUUAUUCUCAAAGUAUUUGUCUUCAGUAACUGCAUCUUCACUGUAUAAACCUGCAUAUCGAUAAAUAUCUCCAUUGAACAAGGGCAGGACAAUGAGAUAUGACUUUAAAGGAAAAGACAAGGCAACUGUGAAAAUAUAUAGAUCAAAUGCAAUUUUACUAUAGGCUUUUUGCUUAAUUAUUGUACCAUGCUAUUGUUAAAGAAUAGGGAUAGGCAACCUUCAGCACUCCAGAUGUUGUGGACUACAUCCCCCAUAAUGCUCUAACACACAUAAUGCCUGUUUUGAAGUAUAAACAAGUAUGGCAUUGAUGUGUAUGUGCCUCUCGGUAUUCCCACAAUAUUGAGCUUAGAAUAGUUUAUCUUAACUCUGUGACAGAUUGCUAGCAAAUGUAUAGACAAAUGGUUUUUACUUUAGAAUGGUAGCUUGUACUGCUGGGCCAUUAGUGUAAACACAAAAACAAAGAACCAAUAUUUAAUAUAGAGGUAUUCGGGGCUGUUUGUCCCCUGAAGAAUAACAAUGCUGUAAAAUAUAAAUAUCAAAAUAUUUUACGCAAUGUGUUAUGUGGCCACUAGGGGGUCUUUAUGAUUAUAAGCCCGUACUUGCGCUGGAAAUAUAUUAGUGAUAGAGAAACCAUUGAGGUUGAAUUUAAUUGAAAAUUAUCUCUGCUUUGUAUCUUGGCAUUUAAAUAGUAACUAGUUAUUUGCUUCCUUUUCCAGUGAACAUGCCAGACAGAUUCAUUCUAACAGUUAAAGGACCACUAUAGUGCCAGGAAAACAUACUUGUUUUCCUGGCACUAUAGUACCCUGAGGGUGCCCCCGCCCGGCUCUGGAAAGGGAAAGGGGGUUAAAACUUACCUUUUUCCAGCGCUGGGCGGGGAGCUCUCUACCUCCGAUCCUCCUCCUGGGCUGAAUGUGCACGCGUGGCAAGAGCUGCGCGCGCAUUCAGCCCGUCGCAUAGGAAAGCAUUUACAAUGCUUUCCUAUGGACGUUUGCGUGUUCUCACUGUGAUUUUCACAGUGAGAAUCACGCAAGUGCCUCUAGUGGCUGUCAAUGAGACAGCCACUAGAGGAUUUUUUAAUUGUUUCUCCUCUAUGCCCUACAUGCCAGGUAAUGUCUGUAGCAAUAAAUGUGUCCUAAAGAUAAAUUAUGCAUUUUGAAUAAUGUUGGGAUCUGUUAUGUUUUUAUUGUUCUCCUCUGCCACAUGCCAGGUAUAGUUUUGUGUUCCAUUAAAAUCAAGCAUUUUUUUUCAUAUUGGGUAUUCUGAAUAUGUUUGAAUUCCAGAUAGAAAUCUACAGACUUUAUGGAAUAAAAUUCUCAGAAAAUGUGAACUCCUGAUCAGCAUGGGUCAAUUUACCAUACUAUAAUUUCCUCCGAAGGCACGUAGGCUGGACAAAUGAAUUGUGUAUCAAUACUACAUGCUGCUAACAGCUUUUUUACAACAUUAACAAGACAUGUGCCCUUGUACAGACCAAUAUCUUAUUUGUUUUCUAUCAGGAUUAGUCAAGAAUGGCUGAAAUUUUAGAAUCUCAUCUCUUGCAUUUGUUUUGUAAUUUAUUGGCGAGUGCCAAAACCUUGCAGGAUAUUUUUUUCCAACAUGACCUCUUCUUACAUUGUCAGGAAACCAUCAGAUCUGUCGCAUCAGUAACCAGAAGCACAGCUUGCACUGUCCCUGGGACCUCCCUGUGCGCUACCACAGGGGUGACAUCUUUGAGAAUGUGGAGCAAGUUUUGGUAAUGUUUCCAUUGCGUUUUAUAUUUGUGUGUUUUAAUCCAGGAAAUUAAAGCAAUGAUGGAACCUCAUUUUUUUUAUUUUAUUUAUAAUUCUUCAUUUUGUAUUGACAGAGGAAAUCACAUAUCACAGUUGUACGGCUUAUGCAAAAGCCUAUGCAUGGUUUGAGAAUAAAAACGUGCAUUAUGAUCAAAUAUUGCAUGUGGAUCUUAUUUCGUAUCAUGAAUAACAUUUGUACUUAAUCCCCAUCUGUCAGUGGAUUUAUAGGUAUUACAAUUAGAAGUAACAUAAGAGAAGGAAUAAUAACCAAAAACAUAGUUAAUGUAGUUUAACAGUAUGCGUAAAUUGACAUCUCGUGGAACCUCAUUUUAAAGUGGAAAUGUCACUUAUAUGGAUGUGACAGAUUCUCAUUCCUUCACCCCAGUAAAUGGUAUUGAAGCAUAAGAAAAAUAUUACUUGCCUCCACUGCACUUACUGUUCACAGUGACUGUGAUUUAACUCUUAAGUGGCAGAGAAUUAAGCCGUAAGACUGCAGCGUUAUUUUCAGCACACACAAACUGUUUCAUUAAGCUAAAGUUGUUUUAAUGACUAAAGUACCACUUAGGAUACACUGUAAAAAUGUCUGACAUUGUUUAUUGUGCCAUAUGCACAGGGCAUGCUGCCACUGGCCGUCUGCCACCAGCAGGCCUGAUUUGCACAGAUCCACAUGAGCCACCCAGAACUUGUGUUCCGGGUUCGCUAAUGAUACAGCAUAUGGUGGAGUUACACCUCUGACCGCAAACGGAUCAAAUUCUGUAUGUCCAGUGUUCCAUAGAGAAACACCGCACUUACAGAUUCCAGCCACCAUAACCACUUCACAGCACUGAAGUGGUCAAGGUGCUUGGAGUAACCCUUUAAGUAUAACAAGUUGUAAACAAUUGGAAAACAACUUGCUCACCUUUUAGGAUGCAUAAUGUCUUAAUUAAAUUUAUUUUAUUUAUUUUUCAUUAAAACCUAUAUUUCUUGAAAGGCACAGUUUUCAAAUAUGUUCUGAGCAGAUCAUAAGUGGGUGCCUGUUCCAAAGCAGCGGUCAUAUAUAUAUUAUUUUAAAGCAUUAAUAAAAAAUAUUUGAAAUAAAAUAUGCUGUAAUGUACAUUUUUAGUUAUCUUUAAAGGGACACUAUAAUCACCAAAACUACUUUAGCUUAUUGAAGCAGUUUUGGUGUAUAGAUGAUGCCCCUGCAGUCUCACUGCUCAAUCCUCUGCCAUUUAGGAGUUAAAUCACUUUGUUUAUGAACCCUAGUCACACCUCCCUGAAUUUAACUUGCACAACCUUCAUAAACACUUCCUGUAAAGAGUCAUCUAAUGUUUAUACUUAAUUUAUUGUAAAUUCUGUUUAAUUUAGCAUGUAUUAUCUCCUGCUCUCUUAAUAGCUUGCUAGACUUUGCUGGAGCCUCAUAUAAGUAACUAAAUUUCGAUUUACAGAACAGGAGAUAAAACAUUUUUUUAAAGUAAGUUACAUCUGAUUGAAAAUGAAACCACUUUUUUCAUGCAGGCUGCGUCACAGCCAGGAGAGGUGUGGCUAAGGCUGCAUCAACAGAAACAAGUGAUUUAACUUCUAAAUGUCAGCGUAUUGAGCAGUGAGACUUCAGGGGCAUAAUAUAUACACAAAUAUGGCUUCAUUACGCUAAAGUUGAUUUGGUGACUAUACUGUCCCUUUAAAUAAAUUAACAUUUUUUUUUUUAAUUAUUUUUUUUUUUUUUAUAAAAGUAGUAAUUUUUUGACUUUUGAAGCAAAUUUGAGAUUCUUGCCUUGAGAGUUUGCUCUAAGUUUCCCUGUCUUACUUUAAGUUUGGAGAAGACACCUCAUCUGCCUACAUGAUGUCUGAAAACCUGGAACUUCAGACAAAUCAAAGCAUCCUCCAGCGACGCCCACCUGUGCCACGUUCCCCAAUCAAGGUGUGGGACAAGGACCCGAGCAUGCUUAUUGUAAGUAAACUUCUACUUAUAAAGUUUAUCAAUAGCAUGUAAGAUAGGCCCAGGCAAACUACAACCCUAGGCCUGCAUAACUUAUCCGAUUCAACCAUAGGAUGGCAUUAUUUGUGGACAAUGAACUUGUGGACAACCAGGCAAUUAAAGAAAUGCACUAAGCAUCUACCGCAGUACUUUGGCGAUUCCUGGUAACAUAACCACUGCAGGCACCAUGUGACUGUUAACAAACCAUUUCAGAGCAGUUUGACACUUCUCUCUAUGGGGUAUCUGUGCUGUGUCUGUUUCGAAAUGGUAUGGUGAACCAAAGGUUCAUGUUUAGCAUUAUAUCAAUAAGGCCUCGAUUUUAAAAAUUUUGGAUAAGCUUAAUACAUAAACUUUUGAAAUUACUUUAGAUUUUAAAAAAUAAUUCAUUUGCUUAAUCAAAUAUAUAUAUAUAUUGGAAUAUUAUGUGAUGCCUGAGAAUGUCCGUAAAACUUCCACGUUACCAUACUACCUUACCACAUAAGGGCCAUGGUUGCCCAACAGAGAUCAGUAAAUGUCAAACCAUUAUUAAAUGGUUUGAUAGUUUAAAGUCAUGCCAUGCCUGGGUACUCCCUGUUAGUGGUUGUAGUGGCAUGCUUUAGUUUUUAUGGUGUUUAGAGUUUCCCUUUAAAGAAUCUAAAAAUGAGGUGUGUAAACACUGGCUAUAAAUUAAUUAUUGUGAUUAUUCCCCUGAUCUCUGCAGUAGAUACCUGUGAUAUUAUAUAAUGUUAUGUAUCUUAAUAGCAAGAACCAAAUCAGCUGUGGCCUGAGAAAACCGAUUGUGCCAAGACAUUCCCAACAGUCCCAUCUCCAGAAGAUCUUCCAACCUAUCACCUACCUCUUGGACAGGGAACCCUGAGGUGAGAGCUUGUGUGCUGGUUAUAUUAUAGAAGGGUCACUCCUUGGAGGCAAAUACAAACUCCUCCACUGAAAGAAUGGAUAUGUAUAAGAUAAGGCCAGGGACUAAUGAAAGUAUUUAGAAAAUUGGGCAGACUAGAUGGGCCAAAUGGUUCUUCUCUGCCGUCACAUUCUAUGUUUCUAUAGUUGAUGAUAUCUGUACCUCAGAAAAGAUAAUAUUUUUGAAUAAAGGGAGGAGUGUUGAACAUAAUGAUAGAUGGGCAGCAUGGCAUAGAUAUGAAGAGAGCUUACAAACGGCUUCUGCAGAAUAACACAUCAGGGAGCUUUUAAAAUAAUCAUAAUCGAAUAGAGAAAAAAAAGAAAAAAUGGGUAGGAAAUGGAGGAGAGAGAGUGAAAAAGAAAGAAGUGAAAGAGGAAGAAAAAAAGAAAAAAGGGGUGUCGAAGGCCUAAAUAAUAGACCAUAAAAAUAGUUCAACAACAAAAAUAAUAUAAUAGAUAAAAAAGAAAAAAAAUGAAAUGGUCAAUAGACUCAAGACUUAUAGGAAAGGAGAUAACAAGGUGGAACGGGAAUAAAGGGGAGGGAUAGGGAAGAUGGGAUUAGUCUGUGAUUUUAAAUGUUUAUAUUUAGUUAUAUACUACAUAAUGGAACGAUGUAUAUGGAAUUACAUUGAUGUUAUCUGUUAUGUCAUCUAAUACUAAUGAAAAUAUAUUAAAUAAAAAAAAUAAGGUCCCUCCAUGCCGGAGUUUGACCCACCCUUUUUAAUGCAUUAAAAUUAUAAGAAAAAGUAAAAAAACAAACAAACAAUGAGACAUUCACAUUUAACAUUGCUAUAUUUAAACCUCAAUCCUCUGGUUUUGUAGCUUCAGUAAGGUGUUUACACCAAACCAGUGAUUGGCCAGCGCUCUGGUUCCCACUGUUUAAUGACAAUUAUCAGGAUAAUACUGCUGUAUAUGAUGACAGUGUGUACCGCUGUAUUACUGGAACAUAAAGGGUACCACUGCAGAAUGAGGGGUGGGACAGACAUGGUUCAGAUUGUUAAGCAAAGCUGUGGUAAAAAAAAAAAAAAAGACCUACCAUUUUUUUUUUUUAAUAUAUAUAUAUAUAUAUAUAUAUAUGUUAUUGUAACGUGCAAUACACAUAACACCGUUAGGUGAAAUGUGUAUUGCACGUUACAAUAACAUAUAUAUAUAUAUAUAUAUAUAUAAAAAAAAAAAUGGUAGGUCUUUUUUUUUUUUUUUACCACAGCUUUGCUUAACAAUCUGAACCAUGUCUGUCCCACCCCUCAUUCUGCAGUGGUACCCUUUAUGUUCCAGUAAUACAGCGGUAUUACUGGGGUAGCGUUAACCACCGGAUUGCUGCCAUUCUUCUGUUCUGCAGACUCCAGCAUUGACUCCGAAUGGAACUUCCAUUGGACAGUUGCAUUCCACAUUUUGUCAAGACUUAGUUAAAGAUAACAUUUUAUAUCAAGAUGCAGCGAUACAACUCAUGGUGAAAGGUUCACAAAGUUUUUCUCUUCUCUCUGCAACCCUCUAUGCACAAAAUCAGAUCCUUUCAAAUUCCUUUUGCAGUGUAAACGUCCACACAACUUGUGAGCUCUGUUAUAUUACAUCCUUAUAGGUUCUGUGUCAAAUGUUUCAGUCAACCAUAUUAAAGGGACACUAUAGUUCCCAGAACAACUACAGCUUAGUAUACUGAGUAUUGUCAGUGUCUGCAGGCUUUUUAUGGUAAAUACUGUCUUUUCAGAGAAAAGCCAGUAUUUACAUUACAGCCUAGGGACACCUCCAGUGGCCAUUCCUCAGAUGGCUACUAGAGAAGCUUCCUGGGUCAGUGCUUCACAGACUGACAUUCAGUUUCUCCACCCUCUGCAUGGAGACUCUGAACUUUCCUCAUAGAGCUGAAUUGAUUCAAUGCUGAUUGGCCAGGGUUGUGUUUGGCUUGUGCUGGCUCUGUCCCCGAUCUGCUUCCGUAACAAUUUGAGCUGUUGUCUGAUCGGCUCAGACCAUCACUUCUGAUGAUGUCAGACAAGGAGGCAGAUCGGGGCAGAGCCAGCAGCAGUAGACCGGAAUAAAUGUAAGAUUUUACUUUAUUUAAUGACUGGGGGGGCUAGAUAGUAAUUUAACAAGAUAUAGGGGCAGAAAUUGAUGUUUGUGUUCCUUUAAUGACCAUCUGUAGCAUUACUGUAACUUUAUACCUUUAUUGGAAAAAUGGAACUCUCUCUCAUAGGAACAGAAUAUUUUACUUUAUUUUAGUAAAUAAAUCCAAUAAUUACUAAUGAUUUAAAACAGAUCUGUCUAUAAAAUUCUUGACAUUCUCCAAAGCUAUCAUUGUGUUGAACAUUUUAUGACAAUUUUUUUGUCGUCUUUCCUUUCCCUUCAUAGUCUCAGUCCUGUCCUAUCGAAGCAGAUAGACACUGGCAGUGACAUGCAGAAGCCAGAUUGUUUGACUGUCACAGACGUGCGAAAAACCGAGACCAUGCACAAGCUUCUGGUAGAACUGGAGACCCGACUAGAGCUUCAACAGCUGAAGCCGGAUAGACACUCGAAGCAGGUACAAUCCACGCAUUCCGGUUUCUGACUAUGGAGGCCUCUUUUUAUGGUGUACGAAUCAAAACGCUAUUUGUUUUUUUUUCCAUUUAUUUUGUUUCCAUUAUUUAAAUGGCAUUUCUCACAGGAACACUCCUGAAACUUCUUGAAGUGCUUUGUGUCUGGAGUCUGUGAUAUAUGGAACUGUAUAGAAAAGUUCCGAUUUUCUUUUGUGUGUGAUACAUAUUACAGAGUUAUAACAGACAUUACUACAGAGUUGCAUUGACAUUACUUAUUCUAUCAUCCAUACAUAGUGUUAGCCAAAUGGCUUAUAUAUGUACAGUAGAUUUAAUUUUUUUUUUUUUUGAGACAACCUGAUAUUUCUAAUAACGCCUGUGUGAAAGUGUGUCUGACCCAAAUAUGUUUUCAUACAGCAAGAUUGCAACGCACACUGUAUUUUUGUGCAAGUUCUUAGAUAUCUGUAUGACGCAGAAGGGCAGACACAAAUCAGAGAUUAUGCAUUACUCAGUGCUUUUAUCAUAUCGAAAUUAAAGGAACACUAUAGGGUCAGGAAUACAAACAUGUAUUCCUAACCCUAUAGUAUUAAAACCACCAUCUAGCCCACCUGGGCCCCUCAUGCCUCCAUAAAUAUAGUAAAAAUCUUACUGUAUUCAAGCCAGAAGCUGUAACUCUGCAUGCUGUUUGCCUAAAAAACAAAACAGUCUGCUGACAUAAUCAGAAGUGGUAGCCUGAUCCAAUCACAAUACUUCCCCAUAGGAUUGGCUGAGACUGACAAAGAGGCAGCUCAGGGGCAGAGCCAGCAUGAUUCAAACACAGCCCUGGCCAAUCAGCAUCUCCUCAUAUAGAUUAAUUGAAUCAAUGAAUUUCUGUGAGGAAAGUUCAGUGUCUGCAUGCAGAGGGAGGAGACACAGUGCUGCCCUGUGCUCUGCUGACAGCAGAUCUGAGUGGAUUGAGGAGUUUUAUGCCUCCAUCAACUCGGAAUUUCCUCUGGUGGCAUUCUGAGUAACUGCAACUGGAGGUGUUCCUAGCUUUCAAUGUAAACACUGUUUUUCUCAGAAAAUACAGUGUUUACAUGAGAAAGGCUGCAGGGAGCUAUAGUUCUCACCUGAACAACCUCAUUAAACUGAAGUUGUUCAGGUGACUAUAGUGUCCCUUUAAAGAAAUGGACGUGCAUCUCUGCAGCCAUAGGUUUUGUUUUUUUGUUUCAGUAGAGGAAUUGUGAUGGGACGUUUUUAUUAUAUAAUAUACAGUUCCUUUUAAACUGACAAUGAGAUGAGUUCAGUUGAGUAUUUAUAGAAAAUUUUUAAAUGUAAACUCUGUUUUAAUGUUAAAUAUGUGUGUUCUGUGUUUGUAGAUUUUGUUCUCAAGAGUGAAUAAUCUCAGUAUGUCAGAAGAUGAAGUGGGGGAUGCUCUUUAUCACUCCCUGGCACAGGUCGGUAUUUAUAUUCCUUUUCAUUACUUAAUUGUAGGGGCUUAAUUCAUUAAAAAGCAAACUUUUCCAUAUUUCCUCGAAUCCAUGUUUAGUGCAGAGUUCUCAAUAAAUCCAGGUCACCAUGGCAAAACAUAAGUGGGACCUAGCUCUAGUUGGUUAGGUGCUCAAACGUUUCUCCAUAAAUUACCCCAUGGCUUGAUUUACCACUGGUCACAGCCUCAGGGCUCCACUUGUUCCCCUGCGCAGCUUCCUGAUUGACUGCGUUGGAAGAAAGUGACGUGAAGCUGGGACUGCCGCUGCACAUUAGGAUGCUGUGCAAGAAAGCAAGCAGAACCCUUAUGCCCUUGGAGAAGGCAGAGUUAGCCAGUCCUUCAUUAGACACCAGGGACUGCUGUAUACUUGCCACUUCCUCUCCGUCAUCGGCAAACAGCAGGUGGCAAGAGGAUUAAAAUGUUAUUUGUGUGUUUAUGAAACUGUGUGAGCCUAUGUAUGUCGGUGAUUGGCUAGUUAUACGUGUUUGUGUAUAUACAGACAAAGAGAGUGGAAAUAAAGGAUAUAAGAAUGACAUAUAGACAACAUAAUGUAAGAACUAAUGACAUUGAAAGCAGUGAUGCUGAUAUGCAUGUGUGAUAUUGGCAGCUAAAUAUGUUUGUGGUAGUUAUGUAAGCGCCUGUGAGCUCUGAGUUAUGUGUUCGUGUUGAGAUCAAUUUAUUGUGUAAGAAAAAGUUUUGCUAGUUUGGUAUGUGAAUGCCAGUGUAUGGUUGAGUAAGGUUAAUUCAUAUAUUUAUGUCUAUGUAGGUGUGUGCAUGAAAGUGUACCUUAUUCCUUACUAGACAUUUUGUCUAACUGGAACUUACUUUCCAGAAACAUUUGUCUAGCCUAUAUUUAGCGAAGUAACACUUGAAAUAUUAUUUUUGUUAAUAUAGGUCAUUUAAAUAGAGGAAAUAAACACCCUUAUAAGCACUAACAGUGAAUUUUGGCAAGUUGAAAAUAAAAUUAAAGGACUUGCUAGUUGUAAGUCUAGCAGUGAUCAUGUAGUCUGUGUGUUUUAUUUUCUCUUUGGUUACUGUAAUGAUUCAGAUUGUGUAAAAGUGGACCUGAGUUUGGGGAUCUGUUCACAUUAAUUAGUAUAUAGUUCAUGACCUGGGUCUUGUUUAAUGUUCAAACUGUGUUCUCCUUCCAGCCAGUGGGACCCAUUUGGUCUGUGUUAAACGAAGCUGCUCUCUAUUGGCGUGCCGUGGGAAACUUUACCCAAGCAGUUGCCUGUCUACGCAGAGCAAUGAACCUCUCGCCUCCCCAAAAUCAACACGUUCCCUUGGUCAAUGUAGCCAAUAUACUGAUUCACCGUGGCCUGCACGUGGAGGCUAGUAAAAUACUGCUUCAAGCUUUAGCUGUAGACCAGUCUGAGGUGAGUAUUUUUUUUAAUAUAACCUUGCAGGAAUGUGACUACCGGUUUUAUGUGACUGAUUUAACAGAGGUGUUUAAAAUGCCGCUCCAGCUAUCCAGGAGUGUUUUCCCUCCAUGUUUAUAAUCCAUCAAUAAUCAUGGCCCACUCCCAGAAUGCAAGGCAUGCAGCCACACAGAUGCAAGUUUAUCUUACAUCUUUUGUGUCAUGUCGUUUUUGCAUUCCAGUUCAAUAAAUUGCAUUUAUUUAUUUCAGCCACUUACAUUGUUGAGCCUGGGGAACACAUACUUAUCACUCAGGAACAUGACCGGUGCCCUUAAAGUCUUCCGUGCAGCGUUGGACCUCCAAAAAGGAUGCCCAGAGUGCGAGGACAGUUUACAGAUGAUCCGCUGCUUGCAACUUUACCCAUUCCUAUACAACAUCAGCACCACUGUCUGUAGCGGUAAGCUUGCAAGGUUCCUUUUCUCGAAAAUUUCACAGAGAGGGAGUAUACUCCUUCUUUCAGUAAGUGAACAUCAAGCUUACUUCUGUUAAAGGUCUGCGUGCAUACAGUCCAAUUAUUUUAGUUGUCUUAAUAUAAAUUCUGUAUGUGGAUUAAUGUAAUGCUUCCUAUACAAUAACAGGCAAGUUUGUCCUGACCUCUCCACGUUAUGGUUGAUCAAUUCCUAUUUCUUGGUUUACGUUCUUCAUCUUCAGGUUUUACUUAUUGGAAAAGGGGUCAACUUCUAGUCCAGCCAUAAGAGUCGUAAAGAAAUACUCCAAGCACCAUAACUAUUGUAUAACACUACAAUGUAGCCCAGGAAGAACCACCCCUUCACAGUUUAAAUAGUCAGACAGUUUUCUAACACUUUGCGUUCUUACUUGGAGUCCACUGCGUGCUGCUCCCUGCAUCCUAACCGAUAGAAGCUCUAUUUAUUAGCUCAGCGCACUCAGGAGGCUUCUAGCAGGAGCUUCCUCCCAUCACUUCUGCCUGGAUCGAUGCUGGAAGAGGUGCCCAAUGGACCUUAGGUAAGACACCAGACAGUCGGGGAGCCGCAUUGACUCUCCUGGCACCAUAACCUCAACAUUUCACGUGAAGUGUUCCUUUAAAGAAUGGCAUUUGUUCGGCGGUAAUGUUGGCUAUAGGUUAUUUAGUUAGAGGGAAUAAACACAUUUUAUAAGUACUAACCAUAAAUUUUGGCAAAUUGAAAACCAGAUAAACAAUUCAGAGUAAAACAUCUGUGAUAACUAUUACAACAUCCUGCCCCACGUUUCCCCUCCCCUGCUUCUGGAAGCUACUUCCAUUGAAGUAGGCCCAGCCGUGUAAGACCACACUCAUUGCAUGAGAGUGGUAAGCUGACACUCUCAACAAGUGAGUUGCUCCUGCACAGGUGGAUUGAACAGAAGGUCCUUGCAAGAGUUUCUUGUAACAUGGGAGGUGGCAAUGGGUGCACAAUGGGACCUAGGUCGGUCAUUAAACCAUUCUUAACUGGUUUGACUACUUACUCUAGGAGAGAGUCAGUGCACUGCUGGAACCAUAACCACUACAGCAAGCUAUAGUGGUAAUGAGGGGCAUGGAACGUUCAUUUAAAAUUAGACUAUUCUGCACCAAAUCUGAAAUUUAGUUUACUACUAUUUGCUGUUUAUUGAAUAGACCUCAAGUGCUCUAAAUCCGGUUUGUGGAUAAAGAUGAGCACAUAUGAUUUCCAUCUUGGAGUCCUAGAUGUGGACAAAACCCUCGAAGAGUAUGUGUUUGAUAAACUAUUCAUGUACAAUGCCCUGCCAUAGAUAUUGACAUAUAAUGCCAGUGUUUAGGACACUACCUGGUUCUAUUUAGGAACCAUCCUGGUUCUGUAGGAACAUGUGUAGUAUUAUUUUUAAAAUAAAAUACUCAACUCCUUGACUCUUGUCCACCUUGCUAUUUGAUUUUCUAAUCUAAUUGUUCUGAACAUAUUUGUUACAAUUUGUCUUUUAUAUUUCUAAUGGUUUAUAUCCAUUUUUUUUUUCAAUGUCCUUUUCAGUGAUUCAGAAUAGUUUGCUUGGAAGGACAGGUAACAACAACUGUAAAAUAUAAAUUUGAUUUGUUUAAUGAAUAUUUAGAACAAAUACCUUGUUUUGCUUGGGAAUGCAAAAGCCAGCAGAAUGUUACUAUAUCACAGACCGUAAAUAAAGUGUCUGUGAAAAACCAUCACUACUGUAUGUAACAUUGACUUACAAGCUGUAAUUACAGCCAGUAUACAGUGCGGUAGAGCCCUCCUGUUCUUGUGCAUAACAUUCUCUCUAAAUGCUUCUGCAAUAAGACUGCAGUUUUAGUAGCCGCAUGCUGAAAGUGACAUCGUUCCAGUUUGUGCCAACUGGUCACUGGGAUAUAGAUCACAUUUGUCGCAUACUUCAAUUAUGUAGGGCUGGUACACUUCCAGAAUCCUGACUAUUCCAUUGCCUUGACUUGUUUGGGACUAGGUGGCAGAUUUAUACAUAGGCAUUGUUAAUGAAUUGCUCCACAACAGACUAAAAAUAUUUGUCAAACUUUUACAUCAUCAGAAUUAGUUAGAGGAUCUGAGAUUUUUGAAUUCUAUACUUUAAGGGUUUUGAAGUAGUCAUGGUGCGUGGAGUCUAUAUGUGCAGCAUUUUGAUGCUAAACACUGCACAUAUGGAAUUUAACCUCUUUGGACGUUACUCCUCCUCCAGCAGCGUUAUUGGGUUGUCAUUAGCCAGGCUGUUUAAUGUCAGUGCUGUGUUAUGUGCAUAGUUGUAUGCAUGGAGUUGCAUUCAUUGGCUGAGAACAGUCAGCUGAUGCUCUCAACCAACGAAUGGCUGAUGGCAUCGACAUCAGGCUUCUGCAGCUCUGAUGUACAGCAGCUAUAGGGGAUCUGUGAUGUCCCCUGGAUAACCAAGUAAGCGAAUAAAAUUAGCAAAAAUGGUUUGCUGCAUUACUGGGAAAAUGGGCCGUGGUAUUCCUACCUAGCACCAUAAUCACUACUUCUAAAUUUCUCAUCUAAAUCAUAUUAUACUGCAUGAGCUCAUAUUGUACAUAUUGUAAUUAUUGGGAAUUGCUUUACCCCUUCAGAAUCCUACACUGUGCCUUCUCUGCAUUCCUUAUGAUUGUUGCUUAUUAAACAUUCAUCAGUCUUCCACUUAGUGUAUUCUCAUUCUUCAUCUGUUAGAUUUCUGAAUGAAUUAAUGGACAUAUAUAACCAAUAAUAUUUGGCAACUGUAAUAUUAAUCUGCAUUUAAAGGGGCUUAGGGUGACAUCACGUGGUUCUUGGUCAAACUAUUUCAUGUGGAUGAACCAAAAGUAGUGGUCCUCGAGGCACCCGUAGCCAAGCUAUUCAAGUACUGCUAAUGAAGAAAUUUUGCUUACAUAUUGGAAGUACCAAUUUCAUCCAUGUCUUAAAGACAUUCAUUGGCUGAACACACCAGCUGUCAUAUUUGGUUGUUGAUCAGAUGAUUGCAGCAAUGUUCAUACCAACACUGGUCUAUACACAUUGAUUCCACGGUGUACUGACCAGUGUUUUUUCAGUGGAAGACACCCCUCCACCAAUGUGUCCUUCCUUUACCUGUAUUUAGUAGUAGUGUAAUAGAAACAUAAUAUAGUCCAUAUUAGAUGACAUCAGAGCUAUGAUGACUUAGUGUAGACAACUUACCUGUACCCUGUGAUCUGAUUAUUAGGAUAUACACACUCUGGGUGGACUCCAUUAUAUCGGCUGACCAAAGCAACAACCAGAAUAUAAUAUAUAAAGUUCUUACAAUUUUAUAUAGAUCAGGAACCAAAAAAAUAGACGUCAGUCAGUUUUCUCCACCAGAGUUCAAUUCAGCUCUGUCACAGUAAUAUUAGGUGUUUUAUGAAGGAUUGAGUCAUCAGUCUACAUCUGAAACACUGGCAUUACUUACUUACAUUUAAUGUGUCUGUGACUCAAUAAACUAAUGGAUGGAUUGUGUCCUGAGAAAACAGUGAACAUAGUUUGCAACAGUUUUUCCCCACAGAAAUGUAAUGUAACUUUUCAUAAUUAGCGUCUGCAUCUAUUUAUAUAUAAAAAAAAAAUGCAUAGUAAAAAAAAUUGUAAUGUGUAAAAAUAGUAGUAAAGAUGAAUAAUCUUGGAAGGGUAACUGUCCUUCCCCUGGAUAUUUUUUUUAAAUAUUAUGUUUAACAAAAAAUUUCUUUGUGAGGUGUAAAAAAUGCAAUUCCAUGCAGAAAUCUACACCUUUUUAUUCCAUCCAACUGAAUAAAAAAAAUAAACUUUCCAAUUUAUCCAGAGCUAGUCCACACUUCCUGCUCCAAUGAAUGUGCUGCAGUUGCUGCACAGUUGGCUGAUGCUUCCUUAUGGAAGAGUUUCCCUUCCACUUAAAGGGUUAUUCCAAGCAUUAUUACCUCCACCGCCGACGGUAGUGGUUAUGAUGCUAGGAGUUUCCAGCCUUUUUGAAAUGGUUUACCUCUUACCUGGUCAGCCGCUAAACCUCCUCUAAUGCCAGGUGAUGCAUAUCUGUCUGUUGCAGAGCUGCACAAGCUGGAUGCAGACCCAGCAAGUUUCAGCCAAUGAAUGACCCUCUGUGCAAAGAAUAUGACAGUAUCAUUACUUAGGGCUUCAUUCGCUAAACACUAAAAAGUAGUGCAUUGGAAAUGGCAAAAUAUAGAGAAAAGAGACUGAUAUGAAAAAAAACUCUCCCACUCUGCUUUAGGCAAUGCUUUGCUAUAUUGGCCUUAAAUUUGCAAUUCUGUUUUCAGUUUGGAGUUAAAUGAGUAAACCUUUAAUGUUUAAACAAAUCACCUCACUCAUUGGAGGGACAGGAUCAAGGAAAAUGACAACACACUAAGCAGUCUACGGCUGUGUAAUGUGCUCGAUGACAGAUCAAGUUUUAUCCGUUCUUAUUUUUAAUGCAUUGCAUAGAUAAUGCAUUAACUACCUUUAUGUACAGAUAAUUUUCAGCCUCUUGAAUACCUUCAUAUAUUAAAUUUAGGACUCUUUCUUUGUAUAUUUGUGAUUUCUGUCCAUGACACCUUGGCAAGCCUGGUGUCCAAGUAUUGGAAGGAGUCUUGCAAUCCCAUUACAGUGACUACCUGCUUCAAAAGGAUUUAAUGUUUCUUCGUACAAUAUGACCCACUUGAAAUAGGCAUCAGCUGAUCUCUCUCUCAGCCAAUCUACCAAGAAUGGAAAUGUUUAACUCACGAGCGUUAACAGGAGUUUGCACUUAGAAAUUUCCGACUCUCCAUCUGUAGUCGUUGUGGUGUUUGGAGUAUUAAUUAUAUAGUAUUAAAACUUUAUUAAUCUCUGCAAACCCAAAUUUGCUAAAUUUUAGUGUUGGACUGUAAUCCAGUCCUUGAUCAAUUUUAACAAUCGAACUAAAAAGUCAACCUAUUUUGAGGUAUUUUUCAGCUUGCACUAGCUGUGUACAAGUUUUUUGUUUUUGUUUUCCCCCCUAAUUAUUUUAAACACUAUAGUCCCCAGAACAACUACGGCUUAAUGCAAUUGCUCUGGUAAGUAUAGUCAGUCCCUGCAGGUGCUUCCUGGAUCUGCCGUUCAGCGACGCUGAACACUCCCCAUAGGUAUACAUUGAUUCAAUGCAUCUCUAUGAGUAGAGGCCAAUUGGCUAGGGUUGCGUUUGGCCCUGCCCCUGCCCGGUCAUCAAUUCCUAUGGGAAAGCAUUGUGAUUGGCUGAGAUCAUCAAUUCUGAUUAUGUCAGCCAAGGGGGUGGGGCCAGCGCCAGCGGUGCCAUUGUGAUGCUGGAAAUAAGGUAAGUUUUCGUAUUAUUUGCGGGAUGGUGGAUGGGGGUGGGAGGGGAUAUGUUUGUUUUCCUGCUUCCUGGCCCCAUAGUGUUCUGUUAAUGUUUUUUUUAUAUAUACAUAUCAAGUGUCCUCAGAAAGCCAUGUGUGUCCUUUAGAAAAUGCUAUCUAGUAUGUAUGGUUACAAUUUAAGAUAAAGCAUUAUACUAUAGCGGAAUGAACACAAAGCAAAAGUGCCAACAAGUCCUUAGUCCCAGAAAAGCCUCAAUCACUAAGGUGUUAACUUCAAAAACACAUUUUUUUCUUCAAGUUUGUCCAUUAUUCUCUUCAUGACGAAGGUGUCUAUAAGAAUCAUCUUUUCAAAGCCACAAAAUUCAGUUCCACAUGAUUUAAAUACUUUCUUCUUUGCCCCUUUGUAAGCACUUCUGUCUAUCUACGUUAUUUAGUUGGCUGCACGACUUUCUCAGUCAGCUCCAGCUUUGCACGUAUAUCUGCUUCUCAUUACGUCAUCAAACACGAGUCGUCAUCGUUUAAUGUUCCAGUACAAAUCACGCCACUAAUAAAAAGAACAUGAUUACCCUCAAAUAACAGAAAAACGCCUCAUGGACAAUGAGACUUGAUCACUAAGAGCCCUAUGCCUGUGUGAUAAAUGGAUUUGAUGACUAGCUCGCCAUGACGGAACCCUUGUAAUUGCAUAACGGAUACAUAUAUCUCAUCUUUUAACUAUUUGUGCUACAGUGUCCUGCUCCAAUUAAGCGCAGUAAGAACGCAUGGUGGAAAAUUAACAUCUAUUUCUAAAAUGCAUGGUUUAUUUCUUUUUACUAUUAAUUGAAAAAAGUUAAUGAAUAAUGGCGUAUUUUUGUAGUUCAGAGAAGGAUGGUUUUGGUGGGAGGUUGCUCAAGUGAUAUUUGUAUUAUUUAACCUCUAGUAUGUACACAAUUUGUAAAAUGUAUUUAUAUUUUAUUUUUGUCUAAGAUGAAAAUUUUACUUUUUUUUUUUAAUCUCAGUCAUUUCAUUGUUCGUGAUUCAUUUCUCUUUCUCUCCCCUCUUUCAGUCUCUCUUCCUGUCUCACACACACGCUCUGCUCUCUGCUGGAGACCGUGCUAUCUGAGGCCGUCAUUAAUAUUCCGAGCACAGCCUGCCUCUAUAUAUGUAGCAGCAAAGCAACAUGUGCAAGGCAUUUCUAAUGACUUUUUCUAGUCUCCUAUCUACGAGCUGGUUGGGAGAGUUAAAUUUAGAAUCCGUCCUCCUUGUUUAGGCCCAAAUAUUGGAGGGAAGUCACUGUUGCUUGUGAACGUGCACGUCAUAAACUGAUCUGCAGCCAGUGACGGGGAGGGGAAUGAAAGCAAUAACCCAGGGGAGUAGCAAAGUAAUUUCAUAUAGAAAUGGCAGAACUCCAUUAAUUAUUGAGCGAGCUAUUUUUAGCCCAGCUCGCUCUUUUGUGUUUCAAGAUGUGAGGAGCAUAAAGUAUUUCAUCUGUGCUUUGGAAAUAGAUGGACUGAUAGCUUUUUUAGCGUUGACAAAGCCAUGUCAUAGUGUCACAAAAAAAAAAUCAAAGAAACGAUCAUAGACGCCAUAAACUGGGAGGAGAGCCCAACAUAGGAGGAGCCGCACACAUAUCGAUGAACGUUCUUUUCAGUCUGUUUUUUCCUUUAAUGCUUUUAUAAUAUUCACAGCCAAAAGAUGUACAAAUAAUUAAAUGGACUCUCUAAGCAUCAUAACCAACAGCGCUUAUUGUAGUGGUUAUAGUGCAAGGAAUGUUCUGUGCAGUCUCUGUUUUUCGUAUUUUGUUUUUUUUCUCAGUGUGUUAUGGAGCAGAUUGAUAAAAAAAAAAAACAACAAGGCUCUCCCAGCGCCCAAAGCUCAGCCCCUCUCACCAAGAUAACACAAGAGUUUUUCUCUCCAUUAAUCUUUCAAAAUUAAGCAGUGGUAAUAUACUGUAAGACCUAGGGAUGAGCUUGGGUGCCAGUAGAGCCCCAUGUUUAUCGACCCACUCAAACCGAAGCUGAAACUAAAAAAAAAAAAGAAUAUUUCCAACAUUCUAACCACUACAAGAAAUUGUUGUUGUUAUGGUGUAGCGCGAGGGUAGGAAACCUUUUGGCACUUAAGAUGUUACAGCCUUAAUGAUAGCAAAGCAUCAGGGAUGAUGAGGUUCACAGCAUCUGGAGUGCCGAAGGGUGCCCAGCCCUGGUGUGGUGUGUGUACUUUUAAUGUAGACACUCUGUCUACACCAUAAGUAAGCCGAUCCUUUAAAAAAAUAAUAUAAUGUAUGUAAAAAAGCAUGGUCAUUUCCUCUGUACUUAUGCACCAUAUAUAAACCCUUGCAUGUCUCUCCAUGCCUUAAAGGGGCACUAUAGGUACCCAGAUCACUUCAUAUCAUUGAAGUAGCCAUAGUGCCCUGUCCCCUUAUCCCUGCAAUUUAAUACAUUGCAGUUUGAGAGAAACUGCAAUGUUUAUAUUGCAAUGUUAAGACUCCCUCUAGUGGCUGUCUACCUGACAUCCACUAGAGGCUUUUACUGCUGUUUCACAGAGUAUGACUCCAAUGAAAUGACACUGGACAUCCUCACGCUUUGUAUGGGGACGCCCAGCGUCUUGCAAAACUCCAUAGGAAAGCAUUUAUUCAAUGCUUUCCUGUGGGGAAGACUCAACGUGCGUGUGGCACAUUAGGUUUCCCCCCGUGAUGAUAUCGGAGGAGCCGGAGAGGGAGCCAGUGUCGGUUUAUAUUUGCUUGACAUGGAGGGAGGGCAGCAGAAGGACACUGUGGUGGACCUUAUACUAUCCCCUUCGAUUACUUACCCAUGCUGGUCUCCCAAGUUUCCCGAACCCUUUUAGUGUACCGAAUUAAAGAUUUUGUGGUCUCCCAUUUUAUACCCUUCAACCACCAACCACCCUUGGCUUGCAAACUUCAGAGGAACCAUUAGUUCAAGUGCUUUCCUUGGAGGACCGCCAUUCGUAUAACCGAACACAUAUGCUCUAGUGAAUGGCGGCCAUUUUGUCUCCCGAACCCAGGCAGCAGUACAUGGUCGAGUGUCUGGAACUCUUGGACGGCUACGUGAUCCUGCGAACUCCAGAGAAACUUGUAUCGCUGCCUGUUCCUUUCCCAGAGGAGUUAGGAGAACACCGCUCGGAAAGAACUACCGAACAGGGGGAGCAUUGUAUGGUUUCCUGUAACUGAGAGAAAAUUAAGUUAUCCUUCUUUUGAAAGGGAUUUGUACUUUUUCCUAUGGAGACCUCAUGCUGGUGGGUCUGUGCAUAAAAAAACAGAGUGUGGUCUUAUAAACCUUUGAUUGAGUUCCAGAACUGUGUCUCGUCCAGUUUCCCAACAUGCUUGGCUCAGUGAAAAAACUUAAAUAGUUUUACAAAUUAGGCCACUCUUGGGACCCUAGUGGGCUAUAGUGGUUUUGGUUCUUAGAGUGCACUUUUAAAGUGAUACCGCAUCAUGUUCACUUUGGACCACUUUAAGGGUUCCUAUGGUGCCAGGAAAACAAACCCAUUUUCCUGGCACUAUUGGCGCUUGGAGUGCUCCCCUCCGUCGGCGCUGAAAGGGUUAAAACCCCUUCAGCCACUUACCUUAAUCCUGCGCUGGCGACCUCUCCUCCCCACCAAUGUCAGCUUCCGCAUUGAUCUGAAUACGCAUGUGUGGCCAGAUGUGCGUGCGCGCAUUCACACUCGCCCAUAGGAAAGCAGCUACUCAAUGCUUUCCUAUGGGGAUCUUAUUUGACACUGGACUCCAUGAGGACGUCACAGAGACAGCCACUAGAGGCUGGACUAACCCUGUUUCUCUGAAAGUACUAUGUUUUUAGCUGCAGUGUUGAGCUGAAGUGGUCUGGGUGCCUAUAAUGGUCCUUUAAGGACCACAUGACAGUCAAUGCCAUUAUGCAGUGCAGGGUUUUAAUGCCCAGUGACAGCAAAGACCGUCAUGCAAUAAAAGUAGGUGUUAAAUCCCUGCUGGUACCAAGGUACCAAGGGGGGCAUAUUGUAGCGGAGAUGCAAUAGUACCCAGGUUAUCUCCGCUUAUAAUCCAAGUGAGACUCAGGAACAAGUAAAUAGUAAAUCCAAAGGCAGGGUUUCCAGCAGGUAAAAUACAGCAAUAUCCCAACAGCAAUCCCAAUAACUGGACGACACACAGUUUCAGGAGCAUAACUGACAAGCCUUUAAUCACAGUCUCCUUAUAAAGCAUGCUCCCAUGCAAGGGAGGGAUUUACAGUAAUUAUUACAGUAGCCAAUCCUGUCCUGGUAACCUCCCACACAUCCCCUCCCCUCAGCUAGCAUCAUAAUCCCCUUAGCCAGCACACCAAUUCCCCCCAUUUCUGGAUGUACCCCUAAACGUAGGGGUACCCCUUUAAAUCAUACAUCCCCGGGUAGCCCUGAUCUGGGUGAACAACAUAUCCAAAAAUCACCCAGAUCGGACCAGGGGUUCGGGAAAAGUAUGGAGGGAAUAAAAUGACCGACCGCACGAACAGAGCUAGCCGAAUUCGGUUCCAUGUGAAUGGGCCUUGCGGUCGGUCCUGGCAUAAGGGAAUAAAAUACACGAAAGCCUCUAGCGAUAGAGGCUAGGGGGGGUUCGCCUGAAUCCCCUCGUUCGGUAUUCUCUAUUUACCGAACGAGGGGCCGUUCGGUAGUUUGGAACCGAACGGACCAGGGCUGUGGAGGUCUCAGCGGUGUUCGCCUACUCGAGUGUCCGAUUUUAGUUCCAGACACUCGACGGCAAAACACCGCUGUUCGGGAGUUUUAAAAUGGCCGCCGCCACGUGUUCGUUUGUCGAAUGGCGGCCACCCCCGAGAACAAAGGACGGCUACUUACUGUUCAAUUACCCGUUCGCAACAAUGUUGCAACGGGUAAUUGAGGACACACUUCACACAGGGAGGUCUGGUUGUUCGGUAGUUUCAUUCGAAUAAACUAAGGGAAUGAAACUACCGAACAAUCAGAGGAAUACAAUUCUUUUUCAAUACACAGAAAAUACAGCAGAUACACGGAUGCAGCUUUAUACAGUAUUUUUGUAGGGUCGCCUGGUGCCAUCCGCUACACUGCUCCCCCUUGCCCACAAGCCGGCAUACACAGUCUGAUCCAACACGGAUCGGCUUGGGGAUGUCCGGGGAGGCUCACGGAUCAUUUCUCUAGGUCAGUUUGUCGAGACAACCCAUCAGCAUUUCCAUUCUGUUUACCCGGGCGGUACUGGAUAUUAAAGUCAAAGGGCUGCAGCGCCAGACUCCAGCGCAGCAGCCGGGCAUUGUCCCCAGCCACCCGGUUUAGCCAUACUAACGGGUUGUGAUCCGUGAGCAGGGAAAAAGCUUGUCCGUACAAAUAGGGCUGUAAUUUCUUCAGGGCCCACACCACAGCCAGGCAUUCUUUCUCGAUGGCGGCGUAGCUUACUUCUCGAGGUAACAGUUUCCGGCUGAUGUAAGCCACGGGAUGUUCUCCGCCAUCGGCCCCGACUUGGCUUAAUACUGCUCCCAAUCCAAACAUAGAAGCGUCUGUGUGGACAAGAAAACGUUUAGUUGGAUUGGGAGCUGCCAAGACAGGGGCAUUUGUCAAUGCAUCUUUUAACAACUGAAAUGCCUGUUCACACUCCGGGGUCCAGGUUACUUGGCGGGGUAGGUUUUUACGGGUCAAGUCGGUGAGAGGUUUGGCCAGGGCACUGUAAUUCGGGACAAAUUUCCGGUAGUAUCCGGCCGUUCCUAAGAACGCUAACACCUGGGUCUUAGUCCUAGGGGUGGGCCAUUGAGCUACAGCCUCUACUUUGGCUGGUUCCGGCUUUUGCUUGCCGCAUCCUACCCGAUGACCUAGGUACUGUACUUCAGCCAUUCCUAUGCUGCAUUUGGCUGGUUUCAGCAUUAAACCAGCGGCCCUAAUCCUAUCUAGGACCGCUCCUAUAUGGGUCAGGUGUUCCUGCCAGGUAUUGCUGAAAAUGGCAAUAUCGUCGAGGUAUGCGCAGGUAUAAUCCUGGAACCCAUCUAGGAGGCGGUCCACCAUCCGCUGAAAAGUCGCCGGGGCGUUUUUCAUCCCAAACGGCAUGACCUUAAAUUGGUACAAGCCGAAUGGGGUGACAAAGGCCGACUUAGGGAUGGCGUCUUGUGCCAAGGGUAUUUGCCAAUACCCUUUACACAAGUCAAUUGUGGUGAGAUAGUGCCCCCUUGCCAUCCGAUCCAGGAGUUCGUCUAUCCUGGGCAUCGGAUAGGCGUCCGAUACCGUCUUCUCAUUUAAUCUCCGGUAGUCUACACAAAACCGGGUCGUGCCGUCCCGCUUUGGUACUAGUACUACCGGAGAUGCCCAGGGGCUGUCGGAGGGCUCAAUCACUCCCAGCUGGAGCAUCUCAUCGAUCUCCUUGCGCAUGUUCGCCCGUACCGCUUCUGGGAUGCGGUACGGGGUCUGACGCAUGGGAAGUUGCCCUGGGGUGUCUACUCGGUGAGUGGCCAGAGGAGUGUAACCAGGUACAUUAGAGAAGAUAUCCUGCUUCUCCCUCAACAGCUGUUGUACUUCGCUCCGCUCCUGUGGGCUCAACCGAUCCCCCAGGGUGACCUCCCCUAAGUCCCCGGAUAACUGACCCUCUCCCAGCAGAUCCGGGAGAGGUAAACUGUCAAACUCUUCGGAGUUAGGCGCACAUAUAGCGGUCACUUCCUCCGAGCGCCCCUGGUAGGGCUUCAUCAUGUUCACAUGGAGCAUGCGUCGCCCCCCAGUACCAACGCACGAGCCGAUUAUAUAAGUGGUGUCACACCGUUGUUCCACCACCUUAUAAGGGCCCUGCCAGGCGGCCUGCAGCUUAUCGUAUCGGACAGGUUUUAAGAUUAACACCUUCUGCCCGACCUGAAAGCUACGGUCCCUGGCGCCCCGAUCAUACCAUGUGCGCUGGCGUGUCUGAGCCGCCUGCAAAUUCUCGCGUACCGUCUGAGUUAAGGCCUCAAGGCGGUCUCGGAAUGCCAACACAUAGGGUAUGAUGGGGUACCGUCAGUGCUCCGUUCUCCCUCCCAAUGCUCUCUGAUCAAAUCUAAAGGCCCUCGUACCCUGCGGCCAAACAAUAGUUCAAAUGGGGAGAACCCAGUGGAUUCCUGCGGCACCUCCCGGUAAGCAAAGAGGAGGUGCGGCAGGAACUUCUCCCAGUCCGUGUGGGUCUCUGCGAAGGUUCGGAGCAUUUGUUUCAAUGUACCGUUGAAACGUUCGCAGAGCCCAUUCGUCUGGGGGUGGUAAGGGGAACUAAUGACCGGCUUAAUGUCACAAAACUUCCAGAGGCGGUGAACUGGGUGCCUGAUCGGAGACAAUCUCCCUGGGGAGUCCCACCCGGGAGAAUAUCUUCAUCAGGGCUUCCGCUACUGUCUCAGCCUGUAUAUUCGUCAGGCCCACCGCCUCUGGAUAUCUAGUGGCAUAAUCUACUACGGUCAGGAUAAAUCUUUUACCUGACGGGCUUGCUUUGUUGAGGGGUCCUAUUAGGUCCACUGCUACCCUGCUAAAGGGUUCCUCGAUUAUGGGGAGGGGAUGUAACUUGGCCUUGCGCCGGUCCCCCCCUUUUCCCCACCCUUUGACAGGUAUCGCACGUGUUGCAAUACCUGCGCACCUCCUGGCUAAUUCCCGGCCAAAAGAAACUUUGGGUUAACCUGUAUCGGGUCCUGCUGACCCCUAAAUGUCCAGAUAGCGGAAUGUCAUGGGCUAUCCGUAGUAACUCCGCCCGGUACCGCGGAGGUACCACUAACUGCCUCAUCACAAUCGGGUCUGACCCGGAUACCUGCUUAUCCGUCUCCCGAUAUAACAGCUGGUUGUCCCAAAUAAACCUUUCGCCCUCCCCCCCAGGCGUGUCUGCUGUCACCUUGUCCCUAUACACCUGCAAAGUGGGAUCAGUCACUACCUCAGCUGCAAAUUCGCUAGGAGGGGCCCAGGGAACACAGUCAGGGGAAGGGGACGGAUCUCUUACCUGGACCUCCGGGAGUGUGUUGUAGUCCUGGGUGCGGGCCUGUUGUCGAGUGACCACAGGGUGAGCUUCUCCUGUGAUGGGGGUCUGGGGCUCAAAAGCAGAUGUGAGCCUCCCCAGAUCGUUCCCCAAUAAAACCUCCGCCGGUAACUGCGGCAUCAACCCCACCUCCACAUGCCCUGCCCCCGCUCCCCAAUGCAAAUGUACCCUUGCUGUGGGUAGCCGGUAUACUGCUCCCCGGCUACCCUGACGGCCACAGUCUUACUAAGUUUAGCUUGGUCUGAGACCAGGUGACUUUUUACCAGGGUGAUGGUGGCUCCUGAGUCACGUAGCCCCUGAACUGCUUUUCCCUCCAGAUACACGGUCUGCCUGUGAUGCUGGCGGUUGUCUGCGUUAGCCUGGACGGGAUCUGCCUCGUGCAGUACCUCCCACUGCUCUACCGUUGUGAUGGGAACUGCUGAACCAUACGGUGUGGCCACGAUGUCCUGGUAGUGAUGGGCUGCGGCGGCUCUCGGUGGUGGUGGUGGACCGGGUCGGAUCCAGGUGGAACGGUCCCGCAGCUGGGGGCAUUCCCUUUUAUAAUGUCCCCACUUCUGGCAGUGGUGGCAAGGGCCCGACGUGGGCUGGCGGAAACGUGGCUGUGUAGCGGGUGGUGGUGGUGGUGGCAGUGACCUUGGUAGAGCUGGCGUGUAGUUAUUUCCCCCAAAGGUUUUAAAAGGGACUUUUGGAGCUGCAGGUUUUUGCUGCCUGCGUGCAUCCAGGUACUCGUCUGCCUUCCUGGCUGCUUCGGUAAGGGAGGUAGGGUUUCUGUCUCUUACCCACUCCUGUACCUUGCUGGUUACUCCUUCAUAAAAUUGCUCCAGCAGUACCAUUUGCAAUACAUCCUCCAUAGACUGUGCCUUGCUCGCUUGCACCCACCCCAAGACUGCUCGUUGUAGUCUGCAUGCCCACUCAGCAUGUGAGUCUUUCUCCACCUUCUUUAGAUCCCUGAAUCUCCGCCGGUAUGCUUCUGGUGUUAUAGCAUACCUGGCCAGUAUAAUUUCUUUCACUUUGUGAUAAUUCCGAAUUUCAUCAUUCGGUACAGUCCGGUAUGCCUCAGCUGCCCUCCCAGUUAACCUUCCUGCCAAAAUGGGUACCCAGUCCUCUGCGCUGAUUCUAUGCAGUGCACACAGUCUCUCGAAAUCUUGCAGGAAAGAGUCUAUAUCUUCCUCUGCCUCCACAUAUGUUUUAAAAGCCUGGUACGGUAUUUUCGGCUUACCUUCAUGUGGCAUAUUUACUGCAGAGCUGCGUUCUGGGGCCGCUGUUUGACUCCUCAGUAUAAACUCCUGGACCUCCGUUAACGUUUUGGAAAUAAUCUCUGUUGGAGGGUGUUCCCCAUAGAAAGACAGCCGAAAUUGUACCUGUCUCUGGAACUCCCUUUGUUCCGGUGUUUCUCCCGAAUUCCCUUGUUCGGGAACCGAAUCGCCUUCCAUUCGGUACUCCGCCAUCAGUUCAGUGAUAAGUGCCGCUUUUGUCUUAUUGCUGGCUUGUAUACCCUUUGCCUCCAGAAGGUCUUUUAGCGUGGAGCGUUUUAGUGUGGCAAAAUCAAUCUCCAUCCGUACUCCAUUUAGGCUUGUUCCUCUGUGAGUCUGGAUCCCAGCGCUGCCAACCAAUGUAGCGGAGAUGCAAUAGUACCCAGGUUAUCUCCGCUUAUAAUCCAAGUGAGACUCAGGAACAAGUAAAUAGUAAAUCCAAAGGCAGGGUUUCCAGCAGGUAAAAUACAGCAAUAUCCCAACAGCAAUCCCAAUAACUGGACGACACACAGUUUCAGGAGCAUAACUGACAAGCCUUUAAUCACAGUCUCCUUAUAAAGCAUGCUCCCAUGCAAGGGAGGGAUUUACAGUAAUUAUUACAGUAGCCAAUCCUGUCCUGGUAACCUCCCACACCUCCCCUCCCCUCAGCCAGCAUCAUAAUCCCCUUAUCCAGCACACCAAUUCCCCCCAUUUCUGGAUGUACCCCUAAACGUAGGGGUACCUCUUUAAAUCAUACAUCCCCGGGUAGCCCUGAUCUGGGUGAACAACAUAUCCAAAAAUCACCCAGAUCGACCAGGGGUUCGGGAAAAGUAUGGAGGGAAUAAAAUGACCGACCGCACGAACAGAGAUAGCCGAAUUCGGUUCCAUGUGAAUGGGCCUUGCGGUCGGUCCUGGCAUAAGGGAAUAAAAUACACGAAAGCCUCUAGCGAUAGAGGCUGGGGGGGGUUCGCCUGAAUCCCCUCGUUCGGUAUUCUCUAUUUACCGAACGAGGGGCCGUUCGGUAGUUUGGAACCGAACGGACCAGGGCUGUGGAGGUCUCAGCGGUGUUCGCCUACUCGAGUGUCCGAUUUUAGUUCCAGACACUCGACGGCAAAACACCGCUGUUCGGGAGUUUUAAAAUGGCCGCCGCCACGUGUUCGUUUGUCGAAUGGCGGCCACCCCCGAGAACAAAGGACGGCUACUUACUGUUCAAUUACCCGUUCGCAACAAUGUUGCAACGGGUAAUUGAGGACACACUUCACACAGGGAGGUCGGGUUGUUCGGUAGUUUCAUUCGAAUAAACUAAGGGAAUGAAACUACCGAACAAUCAGAGGAAUACAAUUCUUUUUCAAUACACAGAAAAUACAGCAGAUACACGGAUGCAGCUUUAUACAGUAUUUUUGUAGGGUCGCCUGGUGCAAUCCGCUACACAUAUUUUGCCCGUUUGAUACUCAUUUGGGAUUUUCCCUUUUCAGUUUCUGUCAGCUCCUUUGUCAUGACCAGGUAUAAUAUGUAUGGAUGGGGUGAGCUACAUCUUUCUAGUGCUUAUAUGUGUCUGUCGUUAUUGCUUUAACCAGCAUAAUAUUAAUAUUGCAAUGUUCAUAUCUCUUGUUUAAUUACAUUCUAUACAUUUCUCUUAUGUUAGGGACACAGCUGUCGGUUCGUAGAUAUCCGCCUGCACGGUUUUUAAGUGGGUGUUUUGGAGUUCUGUAGGUGGCUACUCCAGUUGUCCCAUGCCUCUGUCCAAUUUGUUUUCAGUGAGUUUAUGCGUCUGGCCGCCAGCUCAUAUUGUUUGGUGGUUUCUAUUGUUUGUAUGCACUGCUGGAGCUUUGGUGGAGAGGCAGAUCGCCAGUGUCUGCUAAUCACCAUUAACGCUGCCAUAAUGAUGUGGUAUAUUAAGUAUUUUUGUGGUUUCUUUAGGUUUUUGGGGAAUAGCUGGAGGAGGAAAAUUUCUGGAUUGCGUUCUAGUCUUGUGUGCUUAGGUAUAUGAGUUUUAUUAUGUCAUCCCAGAAGGUGGUGAGAUCAGGACACGUCCACCAGAUGUGGAGCAUUGUUCGCUUGUGUUGUUGGCAUCUCCAGCAUGUGUCUGUGGCCUGUGGGUGUGCUGCUUUUAUCCGGGUGGGGACCAAAUACCACCUGUAUAAGAUUUUACGGGAGUGCUUCAUAUGGGAGGUACAUUUUGAGAGAGAGCUGUGUGCUUGCAGUAUGUCUUUCCAUUGUUGCGGACUUUGGGGGGUGCGUGAACUCUUUCUCCCAGGGAAUGAAUGGGAAUGGUGCGUGGGUUUUAGAGGUCUGUAACGUUUGGUAAAUUGUAGAGAGUAGUUUUUUAGGGGGAGAGAGGCGUGCACAGAUUUUUUUUCUACCACCGUCAGCAGUUGUCCCUGUACAUCAUCUUUGUAGGUAAUGGUUUGUUUUUUAAGCCAUGACUGGAUUUGCCUAUAUGAGAAUAGAGCUGUAGGGUUGUGGUGGAACGCUGUUGUUAGUUCUUCAAAUUUUGUGAGCUCUUGGCCCUGCAGCAUUUGGUGUAGGAAUUUGAUGCCAUGUCGUUGCCAAAUGGCAUGGUUGAAAUUUGGUAUUAUAUGGUGGAGAGCUUUUAUUGGGGUAGCGGGGGAAAGUUUACCUUUCCAUUUCAUUUUGUGGCAGUACUGGUCCCAUAUGUGUAGGGUGAGUGUUGUUGUUGGGAGCAUAAUUUUUUGCGGGGGUCUGUGUGGGUGUGGGAGCCAGGCUAAGACAGAGAUUGGUAUCCCAUUGGCGUGGUGUGCCUUUAUGUCCGACCAUUGGUUUGCUUGGUCUUUGUUGCUUUCUGCUAGGAGUGGGCUGAGGAUUGCUGCUUGGUAGUAGUUGUGUAUGUUUGGUACCCCCAUCCCUCCCUGUGUUCGUGGCAGAUAUAGGAUAUUCUUGGCUUCUUGCCAUCCCAUAUGAACGACAUGAUGACUUUUUGCGCUUCUUGAAGGAAGUGGCUUGGUAAUUUUAUGGGGAGUUUUCUAAAGAGGUAUUGUAGCUUCGGUAAGAUUAUCAUUUUUAUAGCAGCCAUUCUGCCCAACCAUGAAAUGUAUUUACCUCUCCACCCUGUUAGUAUAUUUUUGGUUUCCCUUAGUGUUUUUUGGUAGUUUGUCUUGUAUAGGUUUGAUAGUGAGGGGGUGAUGUUGAUCCUUAGGAAUUUGAGAUGGUCUUUUCUCCAGUCGUAAUUAAAGGACUUUCGGAGAUUGUCCAGUGUUGCUGUGGGGAUGUUUAUCCCCAGGGCUUGCGUUUUGGCGAUGUUGAGCUUAUAGUGUGAGCAUUUGCUAUAACAUGCUAGGGUGUUGUGGAAGUUUGGCAGUGAGAUGUGAGGUUGUUCUAGGGUGAGGAGUAUAUCAUCCGCCAAUAAGGUGAUUUUGUAUUCUCUGUUUUUUCUUUUUAUGCUGUGGAUGUUGGGGUUAUCCCUUAUAAGUUGUGUAAGUGAUUCUAGUGACAGGAUGUAGAGAAUAGGGGAGAGUGGUCAUCCCUGCCUAGUACCGUUUGUGAUGUCGAAUUUUUUGGAGGCGAAGCCCCUGUUGGUCACCCUAGCUGUCGGUACAGAGUUUAAUGCCUCCACUUGCCGCAUGAAUGUGUUGGGGAAUCCGAAUUUGUAUAGAACUGCGCGGAGGAAGGGCUAGUGCAGCCUGUCAAAAGCUUUUUCAGCAUCCAAUGAGAGCAGCAGACACUGGUCCCUCCUCUCGCGCCCCCACCUGAAGUAAGUUUAGGAUCUUACGCGUGCCAUCCGCACCCUGUCUGCCACCGACAAAUCCUACUUGGUCAUCAUGUAUGAUGGGUGUUAGUCUGUUUGGGAAAUUUUUGCUAGUAAUUUGAUGUCGGUGUUCGAGUGAGAUUGGCCUCAAAUUUUGGCACUUGUUUGGGGGUUUGCCCGGUUUUGGCAGGGUGCCAUCAGCAUUUCUGGUGGGAUCUGGCCUGUUUGUAUGAUGUGGUUGAAUGCUAUCUCUAAGUGUGGGGACAGAGUGGCGGCAAACUUUUUGUAGUAUGCGUUUGUAAAGCCGUCUGGUCCUGGUGAUUUGCCAGGUGGCAGAGAAUUUAUGGUGAGCAGGAUCUCAUUCGCUGUGAUUUUGGGUUUUGUAGUUGUUAUCGCUGUAUGUCUGUCAGUGUUGGUAGUUUGGAAAGAGCGAGGAAACCCUCAAUUUCUAGGUUGGUGGGUUGAUGUAGUGUUGUAUCGUUCUUGAGGUAGUAUAAUGUGUGGUAGUGUGUUGCCAUGUUGUCGUUUAUGUCCUGUGGGUUGUGCAUUUUUUCGCCUCCUUGUGUGAGUAAGUACGGGAUCUUGGCAUUAGAUUGUUUUUGCCUGAGUUGUGUUGCUAAAUAUUUCCCUGCUUUGUUCCCUUGCGUGUACGUUGUUUGUUUGAGUUUUUGUAGGAUGUGUGCGGUCUUAGCUAGCUCUAGAUUAUUUAGGCGUGCUGUAGUGUCUGUGAUUGUUUGCGUUCUCUGUGGGGUGGGUUGUACGGUGUUCGCUUUGGUUGUGUCUCUCAGUGUGCGUAAUAAUGUUUGGUGUUCUUCUUUAGAUUUUUUAUUUAGAUAUGAUGCCUGGCUGAUCAUGUGGCCUCCCAUGACCGCUUUGUGGGCCUGCCACGCUGUGGUUGGUUGUACAUCUGGUGUACUGUUUGUCGUAAAGUAGUCGCUGAGUGUGUUUGUCAUUUUUUGGGUAAAAGUGUUAUUCUGCAAUAGGGAGUCAUUUAGGCGCCAUGGUGUUUUGCCUCUGUGUUGGAAGUUUCCUUUUUGUUCUAUCGUUGUCGGGGCAUGGUCUGACCAUGUUAUGUCUCCUAUAUCACUUUUUGUUAUUUGUGAUACUAGUGGGCCCGAUAUGAGUAUAAAGUCUAUCCUCAAAUAUGAUUUGUGGACUGCCGAGUAAAAUGAGAACUGUUUGUCUCCUGGGUGCCCUAGUCUCCAGGAGUCAUACAUCCCAAAUUCUCCUAUUAAUUUGUUUAAAACUUUACAUUGUGAUUUUAUCACUCUCUGUCUAGGUGCUGCGGGAUUUAAUGUGGUAUCCAAAAAUGGGUCCAGCGGGUGAUUUAGGUCCCCACAGAGUACAACUGAUGUUGUGUGUGUGUGUGUGUGUGGUGGGAGUUGUGGAUAGUACUCUGUGGAGAAAGUUUCUUUGGUUUGUGUUUGGACUAUAGAAGCUAACUAUGGUAAAAUUUGAUUCAUUUAUUAAGCAUUGGAGCAUCACGUAUCUUCCCUGGUUGUCUUUUUUAACGUGGAGAAGCUCCACUGUGAGAGAGGAGUGUAGGAGGAUGGAGACUCCUCUCGAUUUUGAGGAGUGUGUUGCGUGGUAUUGGUGGGGGUAAUAUCUUAUGCCAAAAUGCGGUACUCUAGCAGUUACGAAGUGUCUCUUGUAGACACACGAUGUCUGCCUUAAUUUGUUUGGCUUCUGCUAGGGCCAAGCGCCUUUUGUGUGGGGUGUUUAGUCCUCUAGCGUUAUGUGAGUAUAUUUUCAUAUUAUGGGUUUGUGGUAGAGAGAGCUCGUAUGUGAAUUCUGCGUGUCUGUUUUUUGGUGUGAUAGCCAUGGUGGCCUUGUUUGUGCUUGGUGGUGGGCAGGGAGGUGUGACUUUCUGGACUUAGAGGGAAGAGGGAGCGGGAGGUAAAGAACCAAUUUAUGUACAAGGUGACCCAAAGCGGGGUCUUGGCACUAUGGUAUUGUGCCAUGGGGGGUAAGCGUCGAGCGACGCCUCUGGUUUUGUGGCUGUCGGGCUCUCAUGCUUAUUGCGUUUGGGGUUCAGAACUUUAACCUUGUGGUGUUUUUAUGCGCUGGGGUGGCAGGCCCGGCAGGGUGUCGCGUCUUUGGUCGAUUUUAGGGGUGGGAUAUGUUAUCCUCAAUCAUCAGGCCUGUGUGGGUCUUAUGUUAUCCUCCCUUGGUCUGCUGUUUGUCAUAACGCUAGUCCUUAAGGGGGUGUUUCUACAUAAAAUAAGUUAUUUAGCUGGCAGUUGAAUGGGAUCAGAUGAGCGAAAUCAAGACCUCCAACAUGACCAUGAUGUGGUAGGGUAGCCAACAUACUAUAGGGACUAUUACAUAAGGGGCUAUGAGCCUCCUACUAAUUCUGGCUACGGUUGUUUUUUUGUUUUUUUUUUCUUUUCUUUUUUCGAGUCCGUCCUCUGCUGGCUUGCAACCAUACACUGCCCUGUCGGCGCUGCCUCCCCUGUCUUUGCCUUUCCAUAGGCGUUUGCAAAACCGUCCUUAGUUAUCCCACAGAUAAACAUAAAAACAAGUUACUAAAGAAACAUAUACAACAUUAGCACAUAAACAUAUAACUCCAUAUCUCACGUAUCCGAAGUGUGUUCGGUGUUGUUGGUUAUGUGGAUUUGUUGGAUAUCUGGCGCCAUUCAGGUGUUAGGCGCUCUGCUGGGCCUGCUUUUUUCGGGGAUCCCGUUAGUAGGCCCCAUUCUCUGAGUUGCUUAAGUCCGUCUUCUGGUGUGUGUAUGAUUUUCAGUCUGCCAUUUUUGGUGAUCAGCAAUUUGGUGGGGUAUCCCCAUCGGUACUGGAUUCCUUUAUUUCUCAGCUCCUCCGUGAUCUCUUGGAAUUCUUUUCUCCGCUUGAGGGUAGCUGCCGAUAGAUCUGCCAUGAUUUUCACUGAUGGGUAGUCUUCGUGUGGUGUUGCUCGGUUUCUGCUGGCGUGGAGCACUGCCUCUUUGAUGUGGAAGUAAUGCGCUCUCAUUAAGACGUCUCUUGGGGUUGCAUCAGGUAGGUUCCUUGGUUUUGGGACUCUAUGAACUCUAUCUACUAGCAUCAUGUCUUCUUGUAUUUCAGGUACAUAUGCUCUCAUCAGGCCUCUGACAUACGCCUGUAGGUCGCCGGGGAAGACCAUUUCAGGAACCCAUCUUAAUCGGAGGUUAUUUCUCCGUGAUCUGUCCUCUGCAUCCGCCAUGCGCGUCUCUAUUAGUGUCACCUUUUGUUCUAAGGCUGCUACAUGGUCGGCUAUGUCAUUGUGUGCUGUGGCAUAUUCACUUAGUUUGUUUUCAAUGUGUGCCGUUAUACAGCACCUCUUUCCUGAGUUGUUCAAUAGAUGUCUGCCAGGUUUUCACUAAUUUGUCUGACAUUGCUUCUAGGGCUUCAGUUAGGUGUGCUUUGGUGAGUUCCCCUGAUGCCCUGUGGGAGGUUUCGUCCGUGUGGAGCGUUCCUGCGUCCUGAUCAUCGGCGCAAUCUUGGAUUUGGGCCCGUUCUGCUUCGGAGCCUGUUGCUGAUUUUUGGCAGAAAUUUUUUUUUUUGCUUUUUGGGUAGAUUUCUUGCUUUUGGGGUGAGACAUGGUGCAGAUUGCUGUUUUUGUAGUGUUCUGAUAGUGGAUUGCUAUGGAUAUUGAGAGCCCGGGUGCCAGAGCAGUUUCCUAUGCUUCCAGGCUGCUCAGCGGUUGGCCACUCCCCCCAUUACUUUUAAUCUUAAUAGACAAGCAUACCAAUGUCUUAAGUCACUCCACAUUUAAAUUUUAUUUUACUUUUUAUGAUCUGUAAUCACCAAAAUAGACUGGAAUCCUAGACAUAUUGUACACUCUGUAAAUCAGGAAUUAAUUUAUUUUGAAUUUAUUUUCUUAAAGGGAUACCUGCCUUCCACCUUCCUUGCACCAUUCCCCUCCUCGUCCCCGGUCGCGGCACUGUCUCCUCUUACGUUACUGACUAGGGGGAAAUAGCUGAGGCUGGAUGUCCUCAUGCAGAGCGGACCAAAAGUCCGUCAACAUCCAGGAAGUACCUCUAGUGGCUGGAGGCAGACUUAGUGCUGCAAUGUAAACAUUGCAGUUUCUCUGGAACAGCACAAACGAAGUCUCUUAACAGGAUUUUUGCAGGGCCCAUAGUCUUUGGGCAGGAGACUAGCCAGCAGGCCCCUCCAGGAACACGUGGCAGAGGAAUUUCUGACCAGGUGAUGAUGGGAGCUUUAUUACAGAUCACAAUGCUAGGAUUAUUUUUGGAAAUUAAGAUUGCGUUACUUUGGUACUACAUAAAUGUCCCUCCUGAACCAUUCCAUCUAGAGUCCUAGAUCUUGACAUGGCCUGUGGUGUGUGUCACAUGCUUAUGUAUGUCUGAUCUUGCUCUAAUAUAAACAGCGUUAUAGCACAAUUAUAUUUAUUGAAUGAUGAGCGGGAAAAAAACAGAAUGUGUCAGCAAUGAACAUCACAGCCUUAUAAAUUAGACGUUCGUUGAUGUCAAGCAAAAGACUAAUUUUAGCCUGCGAGGCACGAGUACAAAAUGCACAUCAGUGGCUUCUCAUGAAUUACACAUUAAGCUUUCCUACACAUUGCUGGUGGUUUUAAGUAAGCGUAAAACGUGUUGCUAUUAAGUGGGGUAACGAAGGUUUGUCCGAAUUCGGCAGCUUGGGUAAUUUUAUGAUUUGUAUACUUUGAGAGUCUUUAGAUAGGUGAUGUCCGUGAAGUAAUGUAUGAGUAAGAGGUCUAAUUUUCCUGCUUUAAAGGCUGGUGAUUUAGCUGGGGUCUGCAUCAUUGAACCACUUGGCCCUCUGAAAUCUGUGUGUAUAUAAUCUUUGAUCAUUGAGGUUACUGCAAUGUUCUGUUUUAACCUUGGAUUUCCAAGAGUGCAAGCUGGAGUAUCAGAGCAACAAAGUUUUGUUUAGUUUUUUGUUUGUUUUGUUUUUUACAUUUCUUAUAGAUUUUAUUAUUUAGGGUUUUUAAUACAAUUUGCACAAACCUAAAUCGUGCCCUUGUGCCUUCGCUGCUGCUUGGUCAUAGGUAAUCAAGGCCUCUAUGAAAUCGAAUAACCUGACAAAUAGCGGAAGGCUGAUCAUGUAUAUCAAGCCAAGAUGUAAAUGUAUAAUGUAAAUGGCCCACAGUAAGCAAAAAGGUUUCGCAUACCUCUUAGAGCAGUCCAAGAUGACUUUGGAACCCUUUCCUCACACCAUGUCCGCGCUGAGUCCAGUGUGAACACAUCAUAUCAUUUUAAAGGCCAGUCUUAUUUUUGAUACCUGAUAAAAUCUAAACACUGAAUUUGUCAUCUUUAUUGUUCCCUCCAACAUUGUGGCUACAAUGUAUUGUUCUUGUUUGUCUUAAUAAAUCGUAACUUUGAUUUGUUUUUUAACUACCUACCUAUAUUGUGAUUUUUGUGUUUUGUUUUUUAUGGUCAGUGUGUGCACAUAUAUGUAUAUACACACAUUAUAAUCCUUAUUACUCUAUGUUAAGUCUUUUCUGUAUAGAUAUAGAUUGUUUUGUAGACUUGAUCCUAGCAUUAUUUGUUUGUUUUUUUUGUUAAUCCUUUUUAGUAUGCCUUCCAUUUCUCUCCUAAUACAAGUUCAUAAACUUGUCUACUUUAAGGCCACUGCCAUGCCAGCAGUAAAAAUGGACCCAACGGUUCAAAGAAAUAUUCCCAUAGUUACACGCAGGUUUUAAAUGAAACAGAGGACAAAGAUGACCAGGACAAUGCUGAGGAGCAAGAUUCUUCUCUACAGCUUGGAAGUAAGCUAUUUGUCCCAUUAUUUUAAUAUUUGUUUCAUUUAAUUAAAGCGCAAAAAAUAAAACUGGGUUUUAUACCUAUGUAAAAAAUACAAACAUUGCUCAAAGAUUUAGGGUGAGCAAAUGGAAGUGAUCUAUUUUGUUGUUGUUUAAGUUGCCACCUAAUCAUCAGACGACGUAAGAGCUGUCAUUAUAGCAUGAACAAUGUAUCACAUGCCUGGUUUUAGAAUUUUAAUUUGUUAAAUUGUUUUUACUAGAUAGCUAAAAUGUUAUAAUAUUUUUGAGGGGUAAGCUGGGUUAGGUUUGCAUUAAGGAGGAGGCUUCCAAGGCACAUCCUGGCAUAUUAUGUAAAUUGUUGGUGUCCUUUGAUACUGCGUGCUUGGCUCAUCAAUUGAAGAAUGCUUAUGCUUGCUCAUGGCAUUAUGGUAAAUUAAUGUAUGGGCAUACAUUCAUACCUAGAGCAUCUCAACUCCACUACCUGGAUGUGCUAUGAUGGUAAUUUUUUUAAAUUAGAUUCUGCUGCCCACAUCUUCAUAACCUCCUUGUAGUGGCUGUGGUGUAGUGGCUCCAGAGUAAGAGGGUUUCAUUAUCAUCUGGUGAAAAUUAUAGGUGCAUUAUCGCCAGCCAAAUCACCUAACUGGUGCCUUAUGUAGAAAUAGGGGUUUAUACAUUUAUUGGAUGAUUGUCUGUCUACAAAAGUAUUUAAUGUAGUAUUGCAUAAAUUGUUUACGAAAACUGUGCUUAAAUUAUUAACCACCCUUUUGUGUUUUCCUGAAUUUUUUCCGCCCCCUUUUUAUUUAUUCUUGGGUGAUAUGCACCGCUCUAGAAUAUAGUAGGGGAUAUCAUAGUUUUAGCUAUAUAUUUAUCUUCUCCCCUCUUCCUUGACUGCAGAGCUCUAUUUGUGAAAGUAGCAUCUUUGAAAUUGGUUAUUUUAUUAUCAUCAGAUUUACUGUUGAAUUUUUAUUCUAUCCUUUUUUUCAGAUUUAUUAUAGACCUUAUACUAGAAAAAUAAAGGCAAACACAAACUGUUGCUUAUUUGUUUGGGGGUUUUUUUGUUUGGUUUUUGAAAUUUUUAUUUAUGAUUCCUUUGUCGUCUUAGCAGAAACAAACCACACAGAGGUUGAUGAAUCUACUGGGGAGAGUCCAAUGUCCGAAGAGAUGAUGGCUCUGGUGGACGAGUUUGAAAACUCAUGGCCUUUGGAAGCCUUCGAGGGAGCACUGGAAUUAAAGGGUAGAAGGAUGGACCUUCAGGGCAUAAGAGUUCUAAAUAAGGGCAACCAUAAUGGUCAGCCUGGGUCCUGCUUUGGAGAUUGUGAAGAUGAUGAUGAGGCCGAAUGGGUAAGCAUUUUCUUUUGCAUAUACAUCAUUGUUUUGUUUUUUCUUUCUUUCUAACUACUAAAUAUGCUUAAAUGGAAUGAUGGUAUCGGUAGAUUUCUCUUUGAAGAACAGUGGCAGAAAUUUAUCAAUACCCCACAAGGUUGUAGCAUUAAUCACAUAAAAACAUAGAAAAAUACCAAUUUCUUAACACUUGAUAUCCUCUUGGUCAGGGGUGCCCAAGAGGUUGAUCCCCAGGUGUUUUUAAAAACUACAAUUUCCGUGAUGCUUUGUCAUUCUAAAAUCAUGCAAAGCAUCAUGGGGGUCUACCUUUUGGGCACCCCUGCUCUAAAUUAUCAUAUAGAUUCUCAUCACUUGUUUCCGAACAUAAUCUGAUAGCUCACUGGCUGAGAGUGAAGCCUACACCGCUGUGCUUGGCUCAGAUAGAGCUUUUUGCAUUUUCUUGUCAUUAUUACUAUAUUUCUUUUUGUUUUGGUUUAUUUCUGCUGCAGAUUACGUUCCAAGUAAAGCGUUUGAAGAAGCCAAAAUCUGAUGGUUCUCACACUCUUGACCUCACUGACUCCGUUGGAGAAGAAUUUUCUGAUAAUAAAGAGAUACAGUCUGGACUGGAAAUCACUGGUCCAAAAAUACCAGCCCCUGGUCCUGCUGGUACGCAUGAACAGUUGUGACCUGCUUACAGUAUAAAGCGCAUUCUGUAUAAUUUCUUAAUUAGGUUAAUGAUUGCUAAGAUUAAUUUCUCCUAUCUUCUUCCUUGACUUCUGUAAGCUCAGAUACAGAGCACCCUCAGACGGAUCUGCUUGCAUUACAAAAAAAUUGUGUGAAAGCUUUGUUUUUGAGCAGAAAUCACAGUUCGGUUUAAUCACAUCAAGACAGAUUUACUUUUUAGCCAAUAAUGCUCUACAAAGGACCCCUUUUACUAUUGCGUUUUCCUGAAGAUAUACAAGAGGAGGGGUUACAUAGUUUUACAUACAUGGCUGAAAAUGGCAGAAUACAGACCUUUAACAAGCACCUCUUGUGAUGUCCUAUAUAUAAAUAUAUGUUUAUUGCAGCUCACGCCCAUCACAGAUUGUCUAUGAAGGAUCUUGCAGUCGCAUUGGGAUUUUCAUUGAUUCAUGUUCCUAGUCUGACACAUGUGCGAGAGUACGAAGCUGACACAGAUCCUGGGAUAGUUUUACCUAUAGUUUAUAAUCUAGGUUUAAUAAGUGUACUCAGGUUUAAAUAAUUACGCUCAUAUUUUGUAGUGCCUCUCCGUUAUUCACCUCAUUGGAACAAUCAGUAUGUUUAUUUUGGGAUGAAUGUUUUUAUAUUUAUUCUAUAAUUCUCCAAAAGCAAAAAUCAGAUAAUACCUUUCACUGUGAGUACAGAUCAUUGGAAGUUUUCUCUGUCUAUCUGUAGUUUAGUAGAGCCACCCUGUGCAGUACAAUUGCCACCUUGGGAAUGCUUGUUUGGUACUUUAUUGGGUACCAGGAUGGGUACCAGGAUGUCCAGUAGUCAUUCAGUAGUAUGUUUGUGAAUUACGUUUAUCACAUAGUGUACUGUUAUUACACACUAGUACAAUCAGUACACAGGUAAUAGAAACGCUCACCCCUUCUGGAUUGUCAUAAAUCACAGUCCAUCAGAUACUGAAUGACUUGGAUGUAAUUAUUUUUGGAUGAAUACAGUGCUAAUCCAAGCUAGUUAAAACUUAAAGGGACACUAUAGUCACUGAACAACUUUAGCUUAAUGAAGCAGUUUUGGUGUAUAUAACAUGCCCCUGCAGCCUUACUGCUCAAUCCUCUGCCAUUUAGGAGUAAAAUCCCUUUGUUUAUGAACCCUAGUCACACCUCCCUGCAUGUGACUUGCACAGCCUUCUAUAAACACUUCCUGUAAAGAGAGCCCUAUUUAGGCUUUCUUUAUUGCAAGUUCUGUUUAAUUAAGAUUUUCUUAUCCCCUGCUAUGUUAAUAGCUUGCUAGACCCUGCAAGAGCCUCCUAUAUGUGAUUAAAGUUCAAUUUAGAGAUUGAGAUACAAUUAUUUAAGGUAAAUUACAUCUGUUUGAAAGUGAAACCAGUUUUUUUUUCAUGCAGGCUCUGUCAAUCAUAGCCAGGGGAGGUGUGGCUAGGGCUGCAUAAACAGAAACAAAGUGAUUUAACUCCUAAAUGACAGUGAAUUGAGCAGUGAAAUUGCAUGGGAAAGAUCUAUACACUAAAACUGCUUUAUUUAGCUAAAGUAAUUUAGGUGACUAUAGUGUUCCUUUAAAAAGUAUGUAUGUAAUAAAUGUUCUCAUUUUUAAACAAACCGAGAAUUUUGUUUUUAUGUAAAAAAUGUAUAUAAAAACUGGUCAUUAGGAGCACAACAUUGCUCAAUGCAUUUCAGUAACGUUUUCUUCUUGGUAAUUCUAGUUAUGUCUGUCACUGUCUUUAAGUGCCUUCUGUCUAUUUGUCCUAAUCUAAACAGGGCUAUGAGCAAGUCAAUGAAUAGGAAAGUUUAGUCUGAGAGUCAUGUAAGCUUGGUGUCUGUUAAUUACUUACUAGUGAAUCAGACCCGCUAUCUUUUAUUUUGAAUAUAACAAUGAUUUUAGUAGAGAGUCUUUGUUUUCUUUUCCAUUGUCACAUGUUUAAUGAAUAAAUGGCGAGGCCUCUAAAUCAAAUGUUUUAUAUUUUACUUUUAUUCUCCACUGUUCAGGAAGGCGUCCAGAUUACCGGAGUCUUGGAUGGCCAAGCCCCGAUGAAUGCUUAAAACUGCGUAGAGUUGAGUUGUCUACAGUGGCCAGCACGUGGCUGGCUGUGUCUGCUAAAAAUAUAGAGUAAGUGGACCCCCUGUUCCAGACAAUCGUCCCAGUGAAUAGACGGAGGCUUUAACUGUAAAAUUACAAAUAAUAGUAAAAAAAUUGUGAUCCUCCUUUUACCAUGAGAUUUAGAAAAGCAUGUGCUCCAUCUAUUUCUUUUUUUAAGGAAACAUAGUUCCUUUACAGAGAAACUAACUAAUCUGUUGAUUUUUAAAUGGACACUUUGGACACCCAGACCACUUCAGCUCAUUGAAGUGGCCUGGGUGCACUGUCCCAGCACCCUUAACCCUGCAAAGCUAACAUGGUGGGGUAACUCCACCUCUACUGGCUGUCUACCAGACAGUCACUAGAGAGACUUCCAGGCUUUGAGGCGACUUAAGGUCGCCUAACUGACGCUGGAUGUCCUCAUGCCAUGUAUUAGGACAACCAUGGAAUCCACAUACCAAAGCAUUGUAUAAUGCUUUAAUAUGGGAAAAUCCAAUGCAAGCGUGGCCAUUGCUGCGCAUUAGGUCUUCUCCACCGUUUGACAUCGGCAGGGGAGGAGCGGAGGCAGACAUUGCUGGUCCCACGUAAGUUAAUCCCUUCUGCAUCGUGCGGGGGAGGUGGGCACUAUAGGGAGCUUUAGUGCCAGGAAAACAACCUUGUUUUCCUGGCACUAUAGUUUCCCUUUAAGAUUCCCAGUGAGGGUUGUGAUUGGACAGAAUUGGUGGUGUCCGCAAAUACAGUUAGAAACUCCAGAAACCGUGAUAUGAACACAUCACUGUCCGGAGUGUAAGAAACAAAUCUGAACAUUGAUUGAUAAGUGUUAGAAGAACAAGAUGGGCCUGUUACAUGUAUAUCAUCCACAAUCCCUUAUAUUUUGUUGUGCUUUAACCCUCAUAACUCUCUACCAGCUAAUGGCAGUCAAAGGAUUAUGGGAAUUGUAGUCCAACAGCAGCUAGGGCCCAUCACAUCCACCACUGCAUUAUGCUUUCUUGUGUUUGAUUGGAGUAUUCUUUAUGUUUCUGUUUGCAGUAUCACAGAGCACGUGGAUUUCGCCACACAGCUGCAGGAGCCAGGCGCUGAGCCCCUGUGUAAUCCAAAUCUUGCGGCUAGUAUGCAUACAUUGGACCAUCUGUAUGGGAUAGCGAACCGCGCCGCUAUACACUACACUGGGGAGAGCCAGCUGAAAGAGGUACACUGUGCCUUGCCCUUCUAGAACAUAUUGUCCACAGUGAGCAUUAACCUUUUAUGUGACACAGUGUCUAUUAUUUUUAAGGUUUUACAGAACCUUGGAAAAGACAAAUAUCCCCCACAGUCGUUAGAGCAAGUGGGAACUCGGAUAAUGAAGGUCCUGGAGAAGGUAAGCGGGCUAAUUCCAAUAGCUCAUUCCAUACAUUUAUAUGGUCUCUUAAAUUAAAGGGACAGAAAAACGUUGGAACAUGUAAUCCCUACAAUGUGUUAUAUCAUAACGGCAUUAAAGGCAUGCUCAUUGUGCUAAAUCAUAAGUCUAACCCUAUAUAUUUAUGGCAUAGUUGGGGCUCAAUAUUUCCACUUGCAUGUUGCUACUGACAAGUGAACAUUUAUCCCUGGUGAGGGCUUAGUCUUUAUUAACACAUGGGCAAAUGUUCAACUUCCAACUGUAUUAACAGUUAAUAUAACAAAAUAAAUAUUCCAAAAAUUUGAGGGUCUGACUUUUUUUAUACAUAUUAUAUAUUUUAUUUUGCAGCCUAAACAAUGGAUGUUUGCAAAAAGCACUAAAAACAGAGAAUAAACAUUUCUUUUUAUUUUUUUAUUUUAAAACUUCUCCAUUGAAAACACUUAUUUGUUAAUGAAAUAUUGCUUAGCUUCUACAUCUUGGUGCACCUUUUAUUGCCCUAUUGCCUGCCCGUCUUAGUUGUGGCUUUAACUCAACAGUUGCAUUUCAAAGAGCAGGUUUAACGGUGUUAAAUAGCUGCAUCUUCAGAGAGAUCCGUAUUUGAGGUUUGAUCUUGGUUUCCUUUGAAAUUAUUCACGUUACUGUCCUUGUCAAUAAUAAAAAAUAAAUAUAUAAUAUAUAUAUAUAUAUAUAUAGUUUAACAAAGAAUCACAUUUUUGACUCCUUCCAUUUUAAACAAUGAUUCUUUUGAGUCUGUGUUUGCUGUAUACAACAGCUUUGAACACAACUUGACUGGUGUGCAGAUUUUUGUUUAAAGGGACACUAGUCACCAGAACAACUACAGCUUAUUGCAUUUGUCUGGUGAGUAGAAUCAUUACCUUCAGACCUUUUGCUGUAAACACUGUCUUUGCAGAGAAAAGGCAGUGUUUACAUUACAGCCUAGUGAUAACUUCACUGGCCACUCCUCAGAUGGCUGCUAGAGCUGCUUCCCAUCUCAGUCUUGCCUAGUGUGCAUCACAACAUUUAGUAUCUCCUCCCUCUGCAUGCAGACACUGACCUUUCCUCAUAGAGAUUCAAUGAUUCAAUUCAUCUCUAUGAGGAGAUGCUGAUUGGCCAGGGUUGUGUUUGAAUCUUGCUAGCUCUGCCCCUGAUCUGCCUCUUUGUCGGUCUUGGCCAAUCCUAUGGGGAAGCAUUUUAUUGGCUCAGAACAACACUUCUGAUGAUGUCAGCAGACAGCUUGCUAUUCUGAGGCAGACCGGGGCAGAGACAGUUUUUCAUGCUUGAAUACAAGUAAGAUUUUACUAUAUUUAGGGAGGCAGAAGGGCUAGAUGGUGGUUUUAACACUAUAGAGUCAGAAAUAUGUUUGCGUUCCUGACCCUAUAGUGCUUCUUUAACCUUGUAUGAACUAUCCACAGACUUCAGGUGGAAGGGGUUUUCAAUCACAAUCCCACCCCUUCUCCCCAUAACCUUUUUGGUUUUUGCUUCCCAAGCACUACCAAGCCUCAUUAACCCCUUAAGGACACAUGACAUGUGUGACAUGUCAUGAUUCCCUUUUAUUCCAGAAGUUUGGUCCUUAAGGGGUUAAACAAACCAGUGACCAACCUCAUGCUGAUGAUUUGCAUUAACAAUGAAACAGCUGUCCACGAGUGAUUCACUGGCUUUGCAUCUUUUCCUAAGUUGUGUUUUAAAGCUGUUGUAUACAGCAAACACAGAUUAAAAGGAAUCCAUGUUUAAAAUGGAAUGAGGCAAAAUUGUGAUUCUUUGUUAAACUGAUUUGCAUAUUCCCACCCAGAAUCCUUUGCGGUAGUAAUAUCACUGCAAAUAUGGGAUUUCUGUGGGAAAAGCAAGUCUUAUGGCUUGACUGGUGUGCAGAUUUUUGUUUUUAACAUUUUAUUAACUAUCCACAGACUUCAGGUGAAAGGGGUUUUCAAUCAUAAUUCUUCCCCCCACCAUAACCUUUUUGGUUUUUGCUAUCUAUAUAUAUUUAGGUUAUUUAUUUUGGAAAUUGAAUAUUGUUGAGAGUCCUUUUUUUUUCUUUUUUUUCUUUUUUUUUUUGUCAAACAGCUCUAAAGUGGUUUGACAAUAAAAAAGUGGAAAGCUCCCAUUGCCUGUGCCCAAUGAACUACAGUAGUUAUGGUACAUUAUGGGCUCCUUUAUUGAUGCAAACUGCCUUGAUAUGAAUAUGGCUCCCUCGCCAAGUUAUUUAGCAGUGUACAUGUGCCAAUUAUUAGUAAAGUAGUUUUACUUCAGUUAUACAAGAUCUUUUGAUAUUCUUUUAAUGGUGUGAUCAAGCUUGUAUUUGUGAAGAAUAAUUUUAUGCAUACUCUUUUUAUAAGUUAUUGAUUUUUUUUAUUUAAUAUAUCCUUAGUAUUCCCAUUAUUCUCCUUUUAAUCCCAUCAACAAUGUGUUUUUAUUACUUUGUACGUAAAAAGAUGAAUUUAUGAAUAAAUGAUUUUCUUUUUGUGGACCUUGCUUUAUUACUGCGCUCCUCUGCUCUCCAGAACCAGACCUCAUGGGUGCUAUCCAGCAUGGCUGCUUUAUACUGGAGAGUGAAGGGUCAAGGGAAGAAAGCGAUUGACUGCCUACGCCAGGCCCUGCAUUACGCCCCCCAUCAUAUGAAGGUAAAUACAUUUAUGUCACUGAAAACCCAGUCAAUGUUAAUAACACUAAAUCAGGCAAGAAUUGUUUAGUGGGGCAAAAGGACAUUGGUCCAUCAGAUAACUAGAUCCUAGACAUCAUUGGCAUGUGAACCAUAUGGAGCUCUGGGAAGAGAAUAAAUAAUUUAUUGUACAUGCAGAUUGGAAGAAACGACUUUGAGACACUCCAGUCCCCUAAAAUACUUAAUUUUACAAAAGUGCAGAUUUCAAUAGAAAUUAGCACUUUUAUAAAUGAACCUAGCACCCUCUGUCAAUUGGACAACUGGUUCUCUUACAUCCUGGUUGUUUAGUCUAGCUCAGUGGAGCUAAACACAAGAGGCAGCGAUUGGCUCGAGCACCUGCCUUACAAAGAUUUCUUAUUGAGCUGCAUUGGGAAGUCUGUGAUUGGACAGCCACUGAAAGUCUGGGCGGAGUUAAAAGGAGAGGAUUUGCAAAGACUGCGAACAAGAGGUUUACAACCUUUGCAAAUUGUUUUCAUCUAUGCCUCAACAUACUUAAAUGCAUGCAUGUUUUAAUUGGGAGUAUAUCUACUAAACAAUAAUAUUUACAUUUUGUUUUGGGGAGGGCAGUGGCACAUUCCUUUAAUAUCCAUGGGAGUAGGGACAAGUAGCAAUGGUGUGUGGGGGACAUGGAACGUUAAGAAACGGAGGAGAGCAGUUAACCAAGUGUUAUGCAUUCUGGGAGAAUGCAUAUGACAUGAAGACAUAAGGAAACUGCAAUUGACUUUAAAAGAAUGAGACUUGCGGAUAAAUUCUUGGGAUCCACAUAUUUGUGAAUGAUCACCCCAAAGUGCAGAUCUGUAUAAUGUUUCUGUCUAUUUAACUCUCUUUAUUCCAAAUUUACAGGAUGUGCCUCUUAUCAGCUUAGCCAACAUUUUCCACAACGCCAAACUCUGGAAUGAUGCCAUCAUAGUUGCCUCAAUGGCAGUGGAAAUCGCACCACAUUUUGUAGUGAACCACUUCACGCUUGCCAACGUUUAUGUAGCAAUGGUGAGUUAAAUGCCAUGUGGUCUUUUUAAGUAAUUUAAAAUUAUAUAUACUACUGACACACAAAAAAGGUGCAAAAUGUAUUCUUUUGUCUGAGUUUGAAAGUUCUUUAUAUGCAAAAUUAUUAUUUUUCUUAUGGUUGAUUUGAUUUACUUAAAGCAACACUCCAAAGGGAAGGUUUAAAAAAUAAAUAAAUAGUAUAUUGAAAACAAACAUGUAUUUAUUCCUUCAUAUGUUCGUUGGGGCAAUAUCUAAAAACAACUUGCAACAUGCUGCAGAUCUGCUGUCUGCGGCCUUUGCACGCCCUUCCCUUCUUCCCCCAAGAAGCCUCUGAUUUUGAGCCACAGACACAUACGCAAGUUUUCGUGACUGAAAGCUUGGAAGUCAGCUAACUGGGCUGAAGUGGGCAUGCUGAAAACAUGUGCUGGCAGGCUCACUUGUGCCAUAGCAGAGGGAACUUUUCAUUUAAAUUAGCACUGUGGAGCGGAAUCAGAAAGAAAACCUAACCAGAUAUUAUGACAGCUGGAGGGUGGGGGUUCUUCAAUUAUUUAUAAAUUAUUUCAGGUAGAAAUUGGCACUUUUAUUCACCACAAUAAGCGGAGAUGCACCUCACACAUAAAAAAAAAUAAAAAUAAAAUAUUUACUACCAUGAAAAGCUAAUUUUGGACCAGUGCUGUUUUUCUGUCUACCAUGUUCGAAUACCAGUCACAUCAUCUCAUCCUGGGCAAGACUAACAAUAUAUUUUCGCCCACCUUAUCAAUCCUCGUAGAUUGCAAGUUUGUUUGAGCAGGGCCUUCGUCACCUCUACAUUUUCUAUAAUUUUCUAUAAUUUUUUCUAUAAUUGUAAAGCGUUGUAUGUAAAUGUCAUUAAUAAACCGUUUCCUACUUGAGUCUUUUGGAGGGUGUAGGGGGUAAAGGGUUAGGAGUACUUGUAAUGCAAGACUGCCUAAUUUAUCCAUCAAAUGCUUUUUCCUUCUCCGAAAAUCUUCUGUUUUUCUCUUGCAGGAGGAAUUUGAAAAGGCAAUGCGAUGGUACGAGUCCACCCUUAAACUCCAGCCUGAGUUUGCUCCUGCCAAGGAUAGAAUUCGUGCUAUUCAGUGCCAUCUACUGUUAAAAAAGGGGAGGCGCUCCCCAUAGUGCCACCCCAGGCAUAAAACGCAAGCCUAUCAAUAUUAUCCUACUGAACGGUUUGCAGUUCUGCAGUAGUGGAAAUGGACCGACCGUUUUUGGAUGAGUAAAAAGGUGUAAUUAUUUUUACUCUCAUCCAAUAAAGGACCUUGCAGGCUGCUGAUUAAUUAUCAACAAAUAAUUCCUCUGACAAAACCAGUGAAAUCUGGGCUUGGAGGUGGUGGGGGGGAUCUUUAAUAAAUUAUCCAUGCUGCCAUUUGUUCCAUUUAUUUUGUAUUUUACUGCGAUGCACCUUGCAUAGGAAGGUGUAUUGUAUGUCACAAACCAGCCCUUUAAUUUUAAACCCAGCCUUUGUCAUCCAGGCCACUUUGAUGAUAUCCUAACACUAAACGAUGGACCUGAUCAGCGGGUUUUCUCAUUUAUUUAUUCAUUUUUCAAUGAUUGCCAAUACCUGAGUUUUUUAUCUUUUAGUUGCAGAGAAACCUGCAUCAAAAUAUGCUGCAAUGUAUUGUCGCCAAGUUUGAAACCUAAAAAAUAUGCACCAUCAAAGGUAUUUGGAAAGGAUUGCGUUGGCAAUAUCAUGACCCUAAAAUAUCUGAACUCUGAUUGUGAAAUAUUUAUUUAUCCUGCUGGUUCCACAGACGAUUAUCACCAAUUGUAAUAAAACAUAUGUCUUCUUCCACUGUUUCUUUAAGCAUAUUUAUCUGUUACUCAUAAGCUGUUUAUUUGUAAAACACCCUGCCCUGUUUGCUAUUUGUUAUUAUCUAAUUUCCAACAGGUAGGUUGGAAGCAAC